Molecule: messenger RNA, 47319 nt
Organism: Porites lobata
Lineage: Eukaryota; Metazoa; Cnidaria; Anthozoa; Scleractinia; Poritidae
Source: the annotation of a GenBank genome assembly
GUUGGGUUAUAAGUGAUCCUUGAAUAUUUUAAAAACAUACAAAACGAUUUGUCAUUCUGCUUUGCUGAAGCAAUCGCCAGGGUGAUCUAUUGAACUAAAAUUCCACUUUGACGACUUGUUGAGAAGUUGUAGAAAAUUUAUGAUCUUUAUGUUUUCCCUUUUUAAUGCGUAGAGCCUGGCUGAGAAAAUUACGAGAAGGAGAGAACGGGUAGACAUUUUUUCCUAGCUUGAACCGCAUGUUUCACCGAGGAAUUCUUGGAAUAUUCUCAAGUCUUGAAGCAUUUCAAACACACUGAAAGUGCGAGGUUCUGCGAAAGCAUGGAGUUUUUACAGAAGUUAAAGAUAUCCGGUGGUGUAAAUUUAAGCAACCUACGCCCUUCUCGCGAUAAUGAGCGAGCAACGAGCUUUGCUUCAACGGCGAGCUCGAAAACCGAUUCCAAAGGAGACGUUAGUUUGCCUCCGAGAGGAUCUCCAGCCGCCAAAAAGAUGAAAAUUCUUCUAGUAAUUGAUUCACCAGAUACUGAUUGGUAAGCAUACUUUCAAAAAUAUUCGAAGUACCGUCACCUGAAUUUCGCUUUAUUUUACGUUUGGCAUAAAUUAGUAGUAGUUGUUGGCAGCUUCGAUCAGUCAAUCGUAAAUCAAAGAUUACAUCUUUGAUCCUACUUGUUUCAAUUUAGCGGCCGUUUUUGUUUCAAUUUUUUUUUCAGCCUUACUGAGAUAUUUUUAUUGAAUCGACAUUUUAUCCUUUAAAGCUUUUCCUGUAGAUAUACCAGCGUGAUUAAAACAAAUUCGAUAAUAUUUUCCCGCGCGUAAAUUCUUGCAAUAAUAGUCAUAAUUUUAUCCAAACCCAUUUUUUGUUACAAAAUUUAGUCUUCCGUCAACAAAACAAUUAUUUACCGCGCAUAGAUUCAUAACCCUUUUGCUUCUCUUAAAAAUGAUUAAAACCAUGUAUCUUGCGGAAGAUUUCUGAAGAUUUUUGUUUGACUGUGAUCAUACAUCCCUCGCCCUCAAAAUUUAGACAGCUAUUUAGCUAAUAGCUUUUUUGUUUUCAUACAGGGCCAAGAUUUUCAAGGGACGGCAGUUACACGGAGGCACUUAUGACAUACGAGUCGAGCAGGUAUAUGAUCAGUUUGGUUCCGGUUGCCUCUGUAUAUUUAUAAGAAUAUUUCCUCCCAGUAUAGGCGAAUAUUUUUCAAGUUUCACACGUUGACAUGCGGAGAAAAUAUUAAAGCAACCAGACAGAACAUUGUUUUGUUUACCUUAGAUAUUUAUGAAUUGUGCCCUCACAAAAUUUCUGAUUUUAUUUGUUAUUAGUGACACUGACUCGCGUCAACAUUUCUCGUUAAUGAUGGUAAAUCUUAUUUACGUUUUAAGCUCUACAUCCACGAUUACUCGCUUCCUUGCGGUUUUAAUAUUUUUUAUUAGUUGAAUUAGACGUGCGUGUGGUUUUGACGGUUCAACAUCCCCAUGAAGGAAAUAAAAAAAGGGGGUACUUAGGUCAGCGUAUAAAAACGAUUUAUGUCAACGAUUUAUGACGGUGGGGGGAAAAACAGUACAUGUAGGAAUUUAAUCAAGAAAAUUUACCCCAAGAAUGUUUAACGAAGGAGAGAAGAGAUUUUCGCUCUGACUGCCCUUUUCUGAAAAAAAUGGAGAAGAUAAAAUGGACUUUGCCCAUGUGCAAAACGUUUCUUCUAAUCGCGUAAAAAGCACGAAUGCGGGAGUAAACGUAUUUCAUCCCGUAAAAAAUUUAUAAGAAACGCAAUUUGUGUCCAUUUGCAUUUUUUACCUAAUAGGCAAAUGCAGACAAUACACGACUGAGUCAGCUAGAGAAAAUGAAAAUGUCACGUCGUUUCAAAGUAUAAUUAGUUUUGUUAUUAUAUGCUUCUGAAAAUUAUUUUUCAUUAAAGGUUUCUCUCAGGCGCUAUAGGGACAUCGUUUAAAAUAAACUCGUCCGAACUAACUCCAAGCUACUCAAAUGCAUUCGUCACUGUGUUUCUAUAUCAUGUAUUUUUAAACUUCCCAUCGCUACUUGUGUCUAAUUUAUAGAACGUGCGCCUGCAUGAUUUUUGCAUUCGCAGAAAACUAACUUGAUUAUUACUCACUGAUUAGCAUUAGGUAUUCUGUUUUGAAAAAAAAAAAUAACAAUAAAUAUUCAAUCCCAACUGGUAUAUUUGCUGCUAAACGAGAGGGACAACAAAGUUAUAUUAUGACUGGACGUUUGGGCUUAUCCGAAACCCAUUCACCUCCUACUGUUCCACUAUACAUUACGUGCCUUGUUUCCGCAAUAAUGACCAACCGGCUGACACUUUUCCCGCCAAAACACGGACCGCCCAAUGAAUUAACUCAGUUACGUCACAAACAGAUUUUCCCUGGACAUCUGUAUUUGUAAGGCUGGAAAGCUGGGGUUGGACUUCCUGUGCAAUCAUAUGGCUUACUCUCUAAUUGAACAGUGGGUCUCGUAUCGAUCGAUAUAAUUACUACUCCCAAUCCACCGUAUUUUUAUAUACCCGACUGGUUUUUGCGGGUCCUUGAAAUUCGCAUUUUUCGAGACUGUAAAAAAAUCACGAAAUUUAAUACCCAUAUAGAAAAUUCAAAUAAUAAUUAACAUUGUAACAUAGAAACGAUAUAUAGUGAAAAACACACAUUGCUGACUGGUUUUUCUGGAUAAAGAGGGGCGAAAAGCGAAGUGGAGAACGGGGCGAAAUAAAAUUAAAAAAUAUGAAUAAAUAAAAAGGAAAAAAAAGGAAUAAUAAAAUUUCAAAAAUAACUGAAGAAAGGGCGAGAAAUUAAAAUGAACCUUUGUCUUUUUUUCUUUGUUCCCUCGCCUUCUCUCUCUAGUUUCUUUGCUCUUUUUUCGUGGCCAGUUUUCCUGUCUUUCCUCGCUCUGUUUUCUUCUUCGUGCCAUUUGAACGCCUCGAACCGAUGUGGUUUUCCAUAAAGAAAGGCGCAUUUAAAUUCUCCCAUUUUUGUGUGUUUACAGGCCGAGUUUGGAGACUUGAAUCUAGCUUCGUAUUCGGAUAGUGGAACAAUGGUGGAUAUUCAGGUUUAUCGCGAAGGGACUGUUGUUGUCAGGUAAGCAUUUUCGCCCAACCAUGAGUUCAGCAGCACAGGAGCCUUGUAUUUUAAGCAUGGCCGCAGUAGUUUUGUUUAAACUGAUUCACGUUAAAAAACUGAACGCUGCUUAAGACUACUUCAGUCCUAAUAAAAUUUACUUUGUCAACCUGAAAUUAAGCUCACUAAAGCACAAGUUGAGGUUUUAAAUACUGUCCUUUCCUUGUUUGUUUCGCGUAUAACCACCUUCACGCGAACAAAAAUUCGUGUUGCUACAAUAGAAACGUCAUCCUUUUGUUCUAAGUACUUAGGCCGAACAUGCAAACAAUCCUCACUUGUAAAGUAACAUUUGUACCACUUGACUAAGCCUUCCCUUAACUGGUGCCUUACUGUUCAUUACUUUUAUCCCCAACUUUGUAGCUUCACGUUAGUUUUGUCUAUAACAAUUGUUUUGGACUGUUUUUAGCUCCAGUUCUAUUUUUGAGAAAUUCUCAACUUGAAUCUGACGAUUGCCGUUUGCCGUAAACGUCACUUUAAUUUUUAUAAAAUAACUAAGCUAGUACGCGUGCUCUGAUUGGCCGAGAGGAGUGUUUGUAUUUUGUGGCGUCAAGAUGUUUUGCUUUUCGCGCGCUAAUCACUCAAGCACGAAUUUGAAAAAGUUUUCGAGUUCAAAACUCGACAAGUUUACUUUAUUUACCAAUUCCUCCGUCGGCUGAAACUUGGAAAAUCGUUGCGAAGGUGUGUCAAUUUUUUUUCGCUUAAGCGAGAAAAAUCCGUAUUUUGAAUAGCAUCUUUUUGCAAAACAAGAACUGAUUACACGUGCAAGACGUCGUGUACAAGACUUUGCGACUGGUAACAAUUUCUCUUUUAAUCCGUGCCAUAACAAAGAGUUUUGCGUUUUUUCUCUGGAAAAUUUUUUUAUAAAAGCAAUAGAAAACUUUUUUCCUCUAUUUGCAUAGCCUGAUAUAAACACGAGAGGGGUUGGGAGAAUUCGAGACAGUUAUGCAAACCCGAGACGAAGUCGAGGGUUUGCACAACUGUCUCGAAUUCUGCCAGUAACCGAGUAUACGGGAAAAGGUUAACUCAAGGGUAUAGCACAUACGGGAGGCCCUGACUUUCAUAUUUUAAAUACACUACGAAAUCAACGAUACGAUCUUCGUGCGCGCUCGCUUGAUCGUCGUUUUGACUUGUUAGUCUCCGUCUGAAAUUCUUUAUUGUCGAUCGCUUUCCAGGUCAUUUCGCCCCGACUUCGUUCUUAUUCGACAGAGUGUGCGAGGGAUUGGACCAAAAGAAGACUACCGUAACAUUCUGCUUGGUUUACAGUUUGGAAAUGUACCUUGCGUGAACUCCCUUACGUCCAUUUACAAUUUCGCCGAGAAACCGUGGGUGGUAAGUUAUAAGUAGAGAGUAAUCCGAAAUGUUUAUUUUAGGAUAGUGUCUGGUUUGUUCUUGUUAACCCGAAACCGUUGAAGUGAACAACGAAGGUAGUAACUGAAGUCUGGUUUCCAAAUAGAAUCCAUGUUGCCAUGCGUCUGUUCAGUAAUAGAUCACAGAAGACGUGAAAAUGUUGUAAGCCGCCGACGAGUGUGUCACUGAUGUUCUUACCGCAUUUUACUGUCUCCUUUGAUCUAUUAAGUUAUCUGACUAAUCGUUCUUGUUGCGCUUAAAUGAGCGCAGGCUUAUUACACUUCAACCCCCUUCUGAACCACGCCCGAAUGUGCGAGAUUUGGUCAAACAGGCCAUGGACACACACAAGAGAUCCCGUAACUUUGGCAGGUAAAUUUGCGCAAAGUUUUCCUGGUACGCAAUGAAGCCUGGUUAACGCCUCGCUAACUUGAAACUGCUUAAAAGGCGUUUAUUUAAAACGAAAUUUCAAGUGGGUGGGUGGGGGGGGGCAAGUUAACAUUGCCCCUUUUCCAACACUUUGACUUUGCUUCCAUUUCCCUCGUCUGAGACCAAAUGCGUGUUUUCUCGUGUUCUCGAUGGUGAUGGGCUCACUCCGGUGAUCGAUUGUCUUGACACCUCUUGUUUGACCUCUAAUAGUUCGCUCAACUGAUUCAACUCCAGAAAAGACUGGGAAAGGAUGCAUUUCCAUUAGUUGAACAGGCGUACUAUCCGAAUUAUAAGGAAAUGGUGAGUGUUUAUAAUACUCUAAAUAUAAAUCUAAAGAAAAAAUACACGUUUUGAGAAUAAAGGCGUUCUUCUAUUUUAUCAUUCUACAAUUAUAAAAAUAUAAAAAGAUUAGAUGGUUGAGAUGUACAGUUUUAAAAAGGGUGAAGUUGAUGAUAAAGAGAAUCAGACGUUCAAGAGACCUAUCUAAUCCUCGUUUGUUCCCAGGACAUCUCUUCUUUAAGGGACGGAAGGAAUAGAGGCCCUGGGAACAAGAGUUACCUGAACUGGGCUAUCUCAGUACCUGAAAGCUUUACCCUUAAGACCGCUGACUCGCUUUAGGUAUCUCGUCAAUCACCUUCUUCAACGAAACAGCUACGUUAAUAAGAAUUGUAAUAUACAAACACCAAAAGUAAUACUUUUUAUUUAUUUUCACACGCUGACUGAGCGCGCACGUUAUGAAAGAAGUCUAUAACACACAACGUAAAAGCCAAAAAAAAAAUGCUUUUCACAGUGAACUUAAAAAAAAAUUAAAAAAAUUUAAAGAAGCUUAAAUAUAACGUACACAUAAUUUUUUUUUUUUUAAGAAAAUGCUAUUUUGUUUUUGUUUCUUUGUGGUUGAAAAGCGAGAGCUUAUCAACAUUUUCGCUUAAAGUCACUCCUAAGUUCGUUAGAUAAUGAAAGUCGCAUUUAUGAAAUGCCUAGUUUUUGGACAAGCAUUUUUUGAAAGCAGGCGAUUUCUUCACCCAGCGGCAAGAAUUGCCGCUCUUAUUUUUCACACAAAAGGAGAAUUUUUUCUUGCAAAUGGUCACCUUCCCAUCAGAAUCCGGCACAUUGCACCCGUCGAUCAUAUCAUCACAUGUCUCGGGUUCCGGUUUCAAGCAGAAUUUUUCGAUUCGACAGUCGCAGUUUCGCCCGUACAGCCUCCUGAGCCCGCGGCGCUGUUGAUGAGUGAUAUCUUCCCACAGCUGGUGCCAUUGGCAGCGCCUUAAGCUUAACUUGUUUUCCCGGAGGUAACCAAGCAAAAGAUAGGUUUUUGAGCGUUCGAGUUGUAUACCACAAGCCGGGCCCUCCAGAGGAGUGUAGGCACGAACCAUCCGUUUCCUAGACGCCCUUCGACUUCCUUUAGUGCGGCUUAUUUCAGAAGCUCCCUUGAAAAAUUUUAGGAUUUUCAAUUUGUAAACUCUGCUGCCAAAUCGAGUGCUGUUAUCCACGGUCUCUUUCAAAACCUCUGCUUUGAUGGCUGUUCAGGGAAAACAGAAAACAGAUUACGUUACAAAAAUUCUACUGACAUUUUGAGCGGGAAGUCGCGAUUAGUGUCCCACUCGUUUAGCCAAUCAGAACGCAGGAUUCGCUUGCUGGCUCCUUUUGCUGAGCAAGCCAUGUUGUAAGUCUUGCCAAGUCACUUUGGCUGGCGAAAAUGUUUGCUUGUGGUUUUUACCGAUUCAGUGUAACCUAGCAACAAGAGAUAAACUUCCUCUUUCCGCGCGUAAAAGUAGAGCGCAAGACUGAAUGGAAAGGAUGCAUAAUACAGCCAUCCUAAUUCCCGGCCUAAUUCACUCCGCGCACCUUGUAAAAGGGCGGAAGCUGAAGGUCUGGGAACCAUGCAAACACCAGAAUUUAACAUUCCCAGCUGUCAGCACGCACGCUUGAGAGCUUUUUCACGCCGUUGUAGAAUUAUACUAAAAACUGUGACAUUUUCCCUUAUGUUUACCUUCGCUGCCCAUAAGAAAUUAAAGGUGUCUGUUAUUGCUGACAACUAUCAUCAACAACACGCAGCAAGUAAUACUUUUGUCAUCACGAGACAGUGCAUAGCACCGGCAAAAGUGGCGACAGCGUCUGUUUGUGACCAUUUCUUUGCAACAAAGUCUCUUAGUAACUGAAAGAAACUUAUAAUAAUAUAAUCUGAUAUGCGGAAUCAAUAUUUGAUAAUCUCCGUUCUGAUUACCUCUUUCCUGCCUUUUGUGGCUCUUGUUUCACCCACUGGUCACUGAUCAGAAGCGCAUUUGUUAAUGAAAUUUUUACCCAAUUAACCAGUAGUUACGUAGUUUUCUCGUGAUUUUUGCGCAUAUUUCCGCUACAGCUCAUAAAGCUUUCCUACAAUGAUGAUGGUAUUUGAAAGCGACUGCUGCAUGCUGACUUGUGUAAAUCAAACUUAACCCGGUCAUCUCUUAAUCAUUAGCCGGGUUUCUGCAUACAGUCCAUUUCUGUUUAUUUUCAAACUGUUUUUCGCUACAUUAAACAAUUUGAAACCAUUUCGUGGAUCCGCUAAAGAAUGCACCCUAGCCGUAUGAUUGCUAGGGAAAUGGAGAACACACUUUUUCUCCUGAAUCCUGUGUGGCUCUUAAUCGUCUCUCUUUUCGCAUACAACUGUGCUCAAAAAACGCAUCAAAAUAGGACAAAUUCCACUUAACUUGAAGGUAUUUCCUGUGGUGCUGUUUCUGGCUGUAAAAGGUGUUUCUUUCUCGCUCUUUUUUUCCCGGAAUGAAAGCUACUGAGCAUUAAUUUCCUAAUGUGGCAUUCUCUUUAUUAUGCUGUGAAAGGUGGUUCUAAUUCAGAGUUUGACAAUAAAGGUCCCUAAAACUGAGGAUUCAAAUUCAAGGUGAUGUUAAUUAUCUGUUCUGCUCUACAAGGUAGUCAAUUUGAAACAUUUGGCGGUUGCCCAACUUAAGCAACUUAUCAUAUUAAAGUAGUGCUCAGUUUCUCAUCCCAGAAAGUAGCACUUUAGUAUUCCGUUGCUUUCUUUCAUUAGAUAAGUACUCGGCUUGGGUAACCGACAAAGUAAAUAAAACCGCGACGGAACUGAUCAAUCUGGGGACCGGAAAAAUAACGUUUCCCUCUUGAAGACUGUUGACAGAGGAAAUUUUAACCCUUUUAGAGCUAAUUACGAAAUUAUAAUUAAGAAAAAUACUAUGCCAAUUCUGUAGGGUACAAUGCGGGCACUCAACAGUUUUCUUUGACCUCAUCAUAAAAGAUUGUAAUAGACAAGUGUAAAAUACUUCACCGAGCAUUCUGAAAAGGCUUGGAGAAGUUUUUACAUCAUAGAAUAUUUUUCCGUAGGCUCCAACGAGGCUGUCUCCAAAGCCGACUCUGAUCUUUAAGUGAAAGAUAUUAGGCUAGAAUAAAUGAAGCACAUCCGUUCGGAAGAAUUGUGCCAGUUUCCUCAUUUAUGCAGUGCAUGAUGUCACGCGCCUUGGGAAACGGUUAGCAUCGCCCGAAAUUUUAGAAGAAGACAGCUUGUUCACACAAAUCGGCGAAGUUGUUAUGGGUUUUUUUCGGAAUUCGUCAUUGAAGGAAACAAGCCAUUCGUGCCGAACAAUGUACCGGCAAUGUACCGACAAGACAGAAAACAAAUUUCCUCGUUUGAUGCUCGUACUACUGUAGCUGCGUCUUUUUUCAUGCGCUUGAGUAUAUAGUUCGCAUUCCUACCUUGAGACAUCUGGUGCCUCACUUGUACAACGCAGUCACAGUCCAAUUUCAUACAAUACAGUAUUUCAUUCACAUUUCCAAACAUGCUAAAAAGUUACUUUAAAAUAUACUUCGUUAGAGAAUUCGGUAAUGUACUUAUAGAGUUUCAGACAAAAUCAGACUGCUUAGAAGGAAUUAAGAAAUGCUUAGUGUCUAAAAUAACUAUAGGGUUUUUGAGUUAAAGACCUUACACCCGCCCCUCGAUAUCAGUUCAAUGCCGCCUUUUACAAAUUAUUCGACCUCACUGGUAAAGUUUUCUCGUUAUUUUGUUCGCGGAGUCUUUCUAAAGCGGAUCUUUUAAUCACAAAUGAUCAUGAUAGUAGCGAACUUUGGAAUGUAUCCAUUCCAGGUUAACUCAUGAUGGAAAACUGACUGAUACGAUCGCGCGCUGUCGAGUCAGCAUGAUGAAACUGUAGAUUAUACUCACCAAAGUCUGCUGUGCAGAAGCUCGUCUGUGGGUGGACCACGGCACAUUUGCACGCCUCGCUUACGGUAAUCAUAAAUAACAUGCCUGCGAUAUAGGACAGAACCCCAGCCAUCUCCAACACUAGCUUUCCUCAGCUGCGGACAAAGACUGAGACCAGAAUUGUAAAGCGGGGCUUUUAUUUGGUUCGAACCUACCGAACGAGUAAAACCGGAAAUACUGGUUUGUUAGCUUACUUAUAUGACUACGUUCGGUAACUUCAGUCUUUACUGACAAACAAAUGUUGGAAUUAUCAAUAGGUCAUCAAAAUUGACCCAAGUAUUAUCAAUCAGAAUUGUUCGGUAUGUUUUGACUUCAGUAGCGGCUUGAACAAGUUACGUGAUCGAACAACUGUUGUUGUAUUUAGGAGAAUAAAGUCGAAUCCAGCACCCUCGAGAAAGCUAGGGACAAGUGGCGGUGUCGUGUAAAGUAAAUAAUGAAGGUUGGCCGUAAAUAGAAUUUCGACUGUUAUUUCAGCAAUGAAGUUUUAUUAGUCCUUCUUAGAGUGCGUCCGUAGGACAUAUAGAACACAUUAAUAACAUAAAUCUCUUUUACUUACACUUUUAUCCGAAAUGGUCACGUAUCUUCAUAUUCUUUAUGACCACCGAUCGAAGAGGCGUCAAUUAAAUAGCGACAAUUGCGAUCUAUAAAAUACUGUAUAGCAGAGAUUUCGGUUUACACGUUACCCUUUAUGGGAUCACGUGUGAAGGGACGAAGAGGAGGUGACCACGUGAACUGUGGAAAACGACAGCAAAAGACCUAAAGCCGAGAGAGGCGGUGACAAAUGGGGGUUUUGAAACGUGAGUAUUGAAAAACAGUGAGUUUGCAGCCCAGGUCUAACUAGUUUUCCACUAAAAGAGAUAGAAGAUAAAAUUAAUAAUUUUACCGCAACCGCCUUUGGUUGCUUACGUUUUACUCUCUUUUAGUAUCCACAAUAAAUAAGUAACGCAUAUGAAACUUAACUGAUCUAUGUUAUACAAUGCAGUGCGUGGGAGGGGGAACUACUCAUGAAACUACAGAUCAAGUGGAAAUUUCGCGAAUUUUAGGUAACGAGUAAUAUUUGGAAAAAUUUAUUAAGAAACCUGAGCUUUCAAAAACGUUUUAAUUCUAUUACCGCUGAUCAUCUUGACGCUUCAGUGCAAUCAGCGGAUUCUGCUUCACCGGAAAGCGAGAAUUGAAUUCAUAUCUACAAGCUUACAGUCCAGUUAGAGAAGAAAGGAACAGUGCGUCUCGUUACUGGAACGUUUGACACUGCCUGAAACAAACUGAUACCAAUGAUCUGUCGAGAAUUUUCGUGAGUUCUGGAAAACUGAUUUCAAGAUUUUUAGCUUCUCCAGCCUUAUACUUACUACGGUUUUGAAGGGUCCUUUUCUCGAACGUCCGGUGACUUUUCGGGUCCGAAGCCAAAUAUUAAAAUCAGAAUCUAAAGAAAAAAGCGCGAGUCCUUGCGCUCGUCUACAACUCAGUCCAUUUUGUUUCCCUGUUAACUGAUGGGUUUAUCAUUAAAACCUCGAUAUUGUAUGUGAACAAAACAGCUCUCAAAUUCUGGUAAUUCCUGGAACUUUCGAGAGACAGGUCGAAACAGGCCCCUGGUCACGCGUUUAGUCUACUUUCGACAUAUUAAGGGUCUGUUCAAAUGUUGGUGGGGGAAACCAGCUAGCUGAGGUAACCCGCCUAUUCGUAUAAUCUCUCAUAUUGUCACCCCACCACCUAUCAUGUAAACGUGAUCAAAUUUAAAUGAGAGACUAUACGUAUAGACAGGUGGGCUACCUCACCUUCCUGGGGUCCCCCACCUCCUUGUCAACAGGCCCUAAGAUUCAGCAGUCCCGGGAGUAUAGAACCGUGACCAUGUGCUCGUAUGGUGGAUUCCUAGUCCCCCUGCACCACGCUGCUGGUGUCGUUAAUUGGUCAGGGAAAGUUGUCAUAUUUAAGGCAUUUUUCCGUCAAAUUCUUCUGGCAGACGCCGUUUGAGGCUGGGGGAACUGCAUUCAUCAUGAAUUCAAAGAUACAUUUGAGGAAAAUCAGCUCGAUCGCGUAUUUCAGAGCUUUUCUGCAGUUUGUAGACUGCACCUCUUAAGUAAUGCACUUGAAAUAGAAGAAAAACGAGUCAGCAAGUCUUACGAAAAAGAAAGCUUCAGAUUUAUUGAAAGAUCUAAACGAAAAACACUUUUUUACGUUAACUUUAACCUUUUUAGGACAGUUAACUAGUUACAUUUCACCAAAUCCACUUCGAUUUUAAAAUCAUGCAAAGGGUGUGUGGUUUUUUUCCUAUGAAACUAGCAGUCCUAAUGACUGAAUUUCAUCUCGUCAAACUAGUUAAAUUGAAAAACUAUUACGUCGAGCAACCGAACAAAAGCAGCUAAUAUCAUGUAUAGGUUAUUACAUGCACUGUCCUUAACUCUUUUUACGUCGUCAUAAACGUACGAUAAGUUUAAACUCUUGAAAUAUUGGUAGUAACACUACUCAUUGAUGUAAUAUAGUACGACCAUUCCUAAACUCAAAGACUUUCUAGAUGUACUAAGAAAGUAAUUCAUGAUUCUUUCCCAGCAUGAAAUCCAGCCCUGCUCCACAUAGUGUUCCACUGUUAAUACUCAGUGUUAUAGAAAUUGCUUCCGCGUUGUCGUCUGUGUAUGUAGAAGACUCUAAUCUGUUUUGAAAUUUUUUGUCCCUUGAAAAAGUCAUACUUUAGUAGGAAGUUCCUGGACAUAGUUUUAUAAAUGCUUAAAACUACUUUUUUCCUUAAGUGCUUCGCCAUAUAUAAAAAAAACAAAAACGCUCCCGCAAAGUAAAAGUAGUGAAGAGAUAUUGUAAGUCUCUGUGGGUCGCUAUCUAAUCUACACACUUUGUAAACAGAAUCAUUCAGUGCAAUCUAAUUUUUCUGUCAACAAAAUAUGUUUCGUUCCAAGGUAGAACAUACUCGUUGUCAUCUUUUGUCUAAAAGGUCAGAUACGUAUACUGGUUUCUUUUUGAAGGUUCGAUCCAUGUUCUAUUCCUAAGGGAUCACUAAUUCAUUCAUGCAUUUGUUGUACUCUUCUGUUUCACGCCAUGCGCAUGCGCUUUUGUCGGCGUUUACAAGACAAUAGGAAUGUCUCCAUUCACAGUCACUGUCAUAGAAAUUGCCUGACUUGCGACAUCCCUGUAGCUUCUUACAGCUUUCUGCGUAACACGGUGAGAUCUGACAGUCGCAAUUAUCACCAUAAAAGCGUCGUAUUCCCAUACGCUGCCGUGGGGUAACAUCAGCCCAUCUUUGGACCCACUUGCAUUUACCAAUCCGGAGUUUUUGUCCCGAAAUGGUACCGGUCAACAGGUAGACAGUGUCGUUUGCCAGCUUAAUCCCACACUCUUUUUCGCCAACAGAAGUGUAAGCCUUGGUAAACAAGGUACGUUGCUUGGAUCCAUGAGGGCGAAUGUCCUUUGUUUGAUUCAGGCCAACUGCACCUUUAUACGUUUUUAGGAUCCUUAGAUUGUACACACGUUUGUCAUAGUACUCCCCUGGUACCACUUCCUGGGACAACACUUUGGCGCGAAUCACUAAACAUGAGAAAAAGUAGACAAAAGCAAGAGUCUUUUAACUUCUCUUGAAACUGCAGUUAAAUACUAGUAGGGCCUCAAACGUGAUCAAAAAGAGUAUUGUAGUUCUCCAAGGUAACUGUUAUUGCGGGAAGCUAUUGCUUAUUAAGUUGUGGUGCGAGCUAUGACUUUAAUAACUAACAAUACUAAUGCCAUUGUACUUUCUAACGUUUGAAAAUGAUGGACCCGUUCAAGUUCCUUUUGUGACCCGGCCCGGCACACUCUAGAGGGAAGGAGUCCGGGGACUAAAAUUAGACGAGUCCGGAGAGAGCGAAGUUCCUGAGCAGACAAUUCCCACUCCCCGUUUCUAAGAGAGAAAGAUAAUAAUAGUCAGAAGGCCUUGCUGUAGCGUGCUUUUCGAAGGUAUUCUGGACAUUAUAAUGGUACACAAAUAACGUAGUCUCAUUUCAGGGAGAAAUCAGCACGGCUCAGGGACGUUUCUAAAAAUAAGACUUUAAUAUUUCCGAGGUAUGAUAUACGGACCGACACGUGCAAAAAUGAACGAUUUCCUUUAAGCUUUCAUCCCGAUUUCCCGGGCGAUUUUCCAGUGACCUUUGCAUGCUUAAAGAAUUCAAAUUAUGGAGAUCAGAAGAAAUACAGAGAGGUCACCCGCGGCAAUAUAAAACUGAAUUUAUGUGGGGAGGAGCGUUGCGUGACGACACUAAAAACGGCUGCGUAGCAGACUAAUAAACUGUAUAAAGGUACAGAAAAAUGUUGAAGGUAGGCGGUGUACACGUAAAAGCUGGCGAUUUUCUUCUCCCCAGUUCUCUUGCGACUCUGCUCGCUCGUUUUUGUGGCUUCCCGCGCUCAAACGGAACUACCAUGUUCUUAAAAGGCACUUGAGGACUUGCGGUUAGAGAAAUCUUUGACUGGAAGGCAACAAGGCUCCGCGACGGACGAAGGAAUUUAAAAACGGUAAAUCAAAAACAUGGCCCACAUAUUUGAGUCAAGCGGUAGAUAAAGAAAACAAAACUAUAACAGUUUCAAAACGUGUUUUAAACUGCCGAGCAGGAUGAAAAAGGAAAAGCGUUUAUAAGAGCUUGUUUCCGGGGCGUAAAUGCCGUAAUUGCGACAUCAAGAUAACAGCUGUUUUUUCAAUGGACGAGCUUCAACAGCGUUAUUAAGCUUAAAUGGCCGAUAAAUUGUGUAAACAAACAAACGAUAUAUCUGGAACAUUUCCGUGGUUUUCCGUGACUGAAAAAUGAGAAAAUCUCACCUUUUGAUAACAUUUAAGAUACAGGCUUCGAUCAAAAUCUAACCCCUAAGACUUGCUUGAUAGAAUAAUGGACUCAGUAUUGAAAAAUAUGUUCAACUGACACGUUUUGACCUGGAAACCAAGCAGAGGUGAAAAUAAAGAAUGUGUUUACGAUGACAAAUUGUUUGUUUUGUGUUAUCUUUGGCUGGCAGCCCUUCCACACAGCACACUCGCACACAUGUGGUCUUGACAUAUCACGAAGGGCGCAUGAAAACUAAGGAAGACCAAUAAAUUUUACUAACCGCAGUGAAAACCUUAUAAGUAACGGCAAAAACUUAUUAACUAUUUCCCUACAAUGGGAUAAGUUUUAAUUUUUCUUCAGUUGUAAACAUCUUCAAUUCUGGGUACCCCUAAGAGCCUGGCUUAGAUGAUCGGAGAUACCUUUACUACUACAGAAUCAUUAUAAACGUUUAAAUUAAAGUGGCCCGGAGGUUAAAAAAAAAGAUUUUUUGGCAAGAAUUUUUCAUUUUAACUUAUCACUUGCUCUGGGUUUGUGAGGUAAUCUCUUGCCUGGUCUUCUUCUAAUCCUGCUAUUAAAAGCUGCUGCGGUUCAUUUCCAGCUUAUAUAUUAGCUCCCUACUGUGUCGCAAUAAAUAAAGGAAAUCCUCAGUGAAUCCUGUCGAUUUGCGGCGAAUAUAAUGCAAUAGGUCUACCUAAAUCUGGAGAAACUGCACGGGAAACUAUCAUCUGUGACACCGUUUGGUUUUCCUGGCAGUGAUUUAGAUCAUCGGCACUGAGUCAUACACUAUGAAUAUAUAGCUAUCACGUGAGUUUGUUGAGAAGAAGCAAACUGAUAUCUUCGCCGUGAUGCUUUCUGCAUUUUUUUUCUCGGCAGCGGAUAAAUUCUCCUAAAUACACGGCAUAACCUGUUUUCAAUUCAUGGCCACUUUCCUCUGUCAUCUUCACGCACUUUGAUUUCACGAUAAUCUUAAAUAGUUUCCUAUAUAUUUAAAUUGCAAUUGGUGAUGUUAUGUUCAACUGAAUUUUAAACAUAUCAAUGUUUUAAAGCAGGAGAUGAGAGGUUAAUAUUGACAAUGUGAUAUCCUAAUACUACAAGGCACUGUUAAAAGUCUGGAUAGUUUUGACAUAAAAUUUCCAAAGAAGUUGCUUCGUACCCUCUUUCGAUGAACCUAAAUUAAAAUUUUGCAACUGAAAGUGAACUAUAGGAAUGAUAUUGUCUCAGCUAAAUUUCACAAAAGCUUCUCUCUGCACUGUACUGCAAUGGGCAAAACUUGGGUGCUGGAGGUCUUCCAGAGGUCUUUCGCGUUUCUUUCUACAAAGGGCGUCUUUUAAGUAAGUGCACUUGCCAAUCGGUGAGAAUACUUAUAAUAGCACUUCAAUAUUGGUAGCUUGCUUCAAAGAUGACCAUUUGCUGAAACGUGAUAAGUAUCAGAACUUAAUAGUGAAUGAACUCACCAAAAUGCGCAUCACAAAAAUUUUCUUGGGGAUGACCUGGCUGGCAUGAACACGCGUUGCAAGUAGCCAAAGUACUCAGGAUCAGCGUGGCGUACAUUAGUAGCGGCAUCUUGGUUUGCUGACAGUGUACGGAAGAAUAAACUGAAAACUACUGAGCUAAGAGAGUUCGCUUCUUCCUUUUGUAGGAACUGAUGAAACGUGAUAUCAGAAUUUUUUAAAGGCGUCACGAUAUUCUUUACGUAAUAUUUCCGAGAGUGCUGAGCACGAUAAACGAUCAUGCAGAGGAUAGCUCAUGAUCAUUGGGGGCGUUACGGCGCGGCGCGGCGCGGCGCGGCGUGCGUAUCAGAACCAAUUAUCAUAUCUAUCCGUUGAGAAACAAUUUCAAAGUCAACAUUGCACACAUAACUGCUGAAGAUUCAAUGCUAAAUUCUUCUUUGAUAAGAAGUUGUACGUGCAGGCGGGAAACAUUUUUUGCUAUAAAUAUCUAUUUUUCUGGCUGGGAUAUGUUUAACUCUACGUUUGCCAAGCUUUAUCUUAUCUUUUACGGUCUUUUAAUUUUGGUUUACUUGUCGGCCCUUUGUGUGUCUUUGUUUUUAAUACCAGCUUUUUCUACAUUUUGGAAAAUACCACGUGGAAAAACGAUAAGGCACAGGCACGUUUUGCAUGCAGAUCAGAAAAAUAUCUGCUCCUGAUUACAGUUUAGACGACGGCAUUUAAAACGAAAUACACCAGUUUCCAUAAACAAUUGAAAUGUUUUUAAUCGCAAGAAACAUCAGAUGGUAAUUUGGGCCAGCGGAAGAGAAUUCAUGUCAUUGGGUGAUGCAGGGUCAAUUUUCAGUGUACGCUUAUAUGGCGCGUUUUGCUUGAUUAAAAGUGAAUAGCUUGAGAAUUUUAUAAGGUGUUUCGAUACAGUUUUUGGGAGACGAUACUGAUGUUUUUCAAUCGCCUUAGAAGUGAUUUUAUCCUUGUCCGAUCACCACAAAAUUUUCAACAGUGAUUGACUAUGAAUUGAAGUUUGUCAAAAUGCAGUUUUUAGUAAAAUCGAUAUCACUAUGACAACAAUAAACAAAAAACCUUGAAGCCGAUUUAAUCCGAAUUUCGCUCGAUCUAGACCUGCUACUGAGAAUCCGACACCAGGAACUUAAAAUGUGGUGUUAGCAAAUAACCUCUGUGAGAAGUAAAAAAUCCUGUGUGUUUGAAUUCAAAUAAAACGUAAAUAUAUUUCAAACCUUAUAUUUUCGACAGCCGUGAUGAAUUGUUCAAUGAAAACGUUCUAAAUAACUCAAAUUAAUCUCAAUUAGCAUCAGAAGGCUGCUUAAUGUAAUAUUCGUUGCAUGGAAAUUUUGGUGCAUUUUCUUUAUUAUGAUCCUGAAAACUAACAUGUUUUCCCACCACCUGUCUGAGUGCAACUAACUUCUAAAUUUUGACUUUUAGCGCUUCAUUGUAUAUUUCUCAAACGGCUCGACAGAAUUCUUUUUAAACCUUAUCACUGGGAAUAUUUUGGUGUUUUUUAUAAGUGGUUGCUUAGUAGAGGUGGUCGCACCAUGAGAUUCAAUUACAAUAGGGGUAUAAAUACCACUGUAUUGAUUUUGCUUAUUUUACGACAAAACAUCGCAAGUUAGCUUUUAUUAGUCACAGUCAAAAUGAGGAUACAAUUAAUAAAAUAGCAGACAUCGAGUCACAAUUUUUUUGAACGCCUACAUCAAAUACGCAUCCAAUAAUCAACUGCAUACUUGGUGGAACUUGAAAACUAUGACAAUAUGACGACAACUGUGUUGUUCACCUAGGUUUUUAAAUUAUGACAACCUUGAAUCACUUCUUUAUAACUAGGAUGAAAAACAAUAAUUACAUAUGAUGUAAAUAAUAUCAACCUCGUCCCUAGGGCUUUUUUUUUAAUGUAUAAAAAUUAAGGGGGGGGGGGAAUUGGAAAAUAUUGGAUGUGGGGGUUGUUAAAAUUGAAUAAUUAGUAGACAAAUACCAGAUAGUCCAACACCACAACAAGAUGUCUCUGAUCCCAUUACCAGACUAACUGGUUUAUAUGUAUACCUUUUCUACCCUAAUUUAUUUGUCCCAAAUCAACAUCAUUUCCCUCAAAAAACAAUCAGAAUGCCCACUAAGGCAGCUGGUUAAUGCAUUCAAUAUAAUCAGCAGGUUCACUCCAGUAACAUUUGUUUCUUUCUGUGUUCUUCACACAUUGAGAAUGGAGCCAUUCACAGCCCCUAUAAAAAUACCCCAGCCCUUGUGGCGUAACAUCACAUCCUUUAAGGGGCCUGUUGCAUCCUGGUCUUCCAAAGCACGGAGUAAUAUGACACUCGCAGUUUUGCCCGUAGAUUCCGCUGAUUCCUAGUUUGUACGCGGGCGUAACAUUGGUCCAUUCUUCAAUCCAGCUACCUUCGUUCAGGUGAAAUUUUCCAUUUUUAAUUCGUCCUGACAGGAGGUAUUCCGUCUUGGCGUCGCUUCUUAACACUUUCCUAUCAACGUAAACUUCCACGGUCAAAUUGGUUUUCCCACAACUGUUGCCUUCAACAUUUUUCGUCUGAUUUUCGAGAAGGUCUUCUCCUUUGUAAAUUUCUAGGAUUUUAAGAUCAUAAACGCGAAUCUUAUGUUUUCCGCCGUCUUCUGAGUGGUUUUUGGGUAACACCUUGGCGUGGACAACUGAAUAAAGGAAAAGAAGAGUGAAUUGUAAUAAGAUAAAGUUGCAGUGACAACGUUUACAAUAUUUCAGCCCAUGCUGCGAACUUCGGAAAAAGGAAAUCGCUGUUUCCAUAUGUUGCAAUAUAUUAUAUAAAUAGAACAUAAAUCAAGAGAAGUCUUUUCUUUGUAGCCUGCGAAAGCAGCCGUAUUUCCGGCCUCCGCUUCUCUCCAGCCGUAAACAGACGUCGCUCUCUAAUUUUCUCGGCGUGUGGAAAAAACGCCGAAAACGGCGUCUGCUGACGCAGUCUAUUUUCUUUGGUGAUCAAAUCGUUUCUUCUUAUAACCUUAUUGUAUGAUUGAGAAGUGAUAUUUUAAGGAGAAAUGAGAGGCUGGCCAGAUAAAUUUUCACUUUUUGAUAUGCCUGGAGUUGAAGAAGAAUAUUUGCAAAAUAGAACGUAUCCAUAUAAGGAAGUAAGGUUGACGCCUGAUAUUUCAUCAAAUUUCUGAUGGUUCUUCCGUUCAGCGAAGUUUCACACCACCAACACAAAUUUAGUUCUUGCCAAACCUUUGCGCGCUGUAGGGGGUGCCAAACGUCAUAUUGUCAUAUUAGUACGUGAUUCACCAACAAGCCGCCCCAUCACACUGGACACGAUUUAGUACAAACUGGUUAAGGUACAUUUGACAGGACAUUGCUUUUCAACUUUCACACAGCUCAAAUGGAGAGGUUCAUCACCAUAGUGUGUUUGUUCUGCCAUGGGCAAGUACAAUUAAAAAAAUACGGGGGAAGAGGGUGGUACUUCCAGAUAAAAGUGGUCGGGAUGCUCGUCAACUCGCUUUAUACGAGGGGUGGAAAUUGCAGAUUUUGGUCUCACUUAGGAUCUGAAGCCAACAUUUUUUUGCCGUAAAGGUAUCGCUUAGGGUGGUACGUAAGGAAGUAUCCAUACUUAAAAGGGCAAAUGUCGUCAAAGUUUUGUAGAUCACGACUUCCUUUAGGGUCAAAUAAAACCUAAGCCACACCCAGAUUGGUCACCUUUAGGAGCAUACCCCCGUUACUCUUAUAUGGGAGGUUUUCCCGGGGAGUAAGCUACACCCUAGAGAUACAAAGAAGCAGUCGGAGUAGGGCCAAGAUUGCCAGCCUUGCGAGUCGUCAGUUGAAAAAAAAAUGUUUUACUAGAAUUAGUUGUUUUCCUGGUUGUUUUACAUUAUGUUUUUUAAAGAUUCGUUGAAAUUUCAUGAAACGUUGUCUUCCUUUUCUAAGCUUUAUGAAAAAUUGUCCCGAAAAUUUUGGACGACAGUGGGGUUCGAAGCACGAGUUAGUCCAGCGUGUGACGGGGGGCGUGUGUGAUUCAGCUUCCGCUAGGACGAGAUCACGAGAUAUCCUUUUUGAACUCACGCUGUGAAGGAAUACGUGUUCCGCAGGAACUUCUCGUGUAUUCUUUUUAAAGUUUUCUUUCGUUUUUUACCUAAUAGAAAAUAAUGGCUCGCUGUUACUGGCCUCCGGAAAAAGAAACUCUUCGGUUCCAGGCCGAGAAAAGGGACGAUCAACAAAAAUCUUCCAAUAGUUCUCCGAUCCUAAAUAAAAGGAUUAUCAUCCAUGUUAUGACCUGUUAUUGCGUGCAAGAGAAAAAAAAACUUAAUCCAUUUUAAUGCGUACAAGAGAAAAAACAGUCGGCAAACUAUCCGGGAAUUUUUCUUAUUAACGGUACAAAGACGAUGCUUUCAGUGUAUUGUCCGCAUCAGUCAUUCGUGCCCAUUUGCUUUAUUUUUCAUUUCCUGACAUUUGUGACAUUUUUCUUUGAUUUUCUCCGUCUUUCGAGUCCUUGACCAUUGACCCUGUCAUGGGUAUUUUAAAAUAACGUGACAAGCCGCUUACUUCAGUCCCGGGUUCAGUUCAAAACAUUGCCUCGGACACAAGAAGGUUAACAAAGACACUCACCAAAAUCUGCCGAACAGAACUGUUCUUGAGGAUGCUUCAUGUAAAGAGUGACUGGUUGGCUUUUACCGUACACACAAUCUCCAAAGCUCAUCAGCAGUAGAGCCAAAAGAAUCAAAGACAUUCUUUCUUCCUCUGGAAUUCCCACAACAACGUUGAACUGGCUUGGCUAACUUUUAACUAAUCUACGGUCUUGUCGGUUGCUUUUAUUUUAAAGCACUGGUGAUUUGCGUACUUCCUGUACACAGCAAGGCCACAAUCCUGCUAUCGAAACAUUUGCGCAACAGCCUCACCUCAAGGUACUAGGUGGAGUAAUUAUCUAAUGACGUGACAUGACGUCAUAAGAACGAUUAACCGACGAUAGGAGCAUGUACUUAGCCAUUCCUCGAAUGUCUAACAUCUGAUUUUUUUCCUUUCAUUUUCGAGCCCAAGAACAAUCAUUCAAAUCUAGAGCUAAAGAAUAUAAGCUAAUAAACCAGUCCAUUUUAUUUUGUCAACAUGUUUUCUUGAAAUCCCGAUCUUGAAAUUUAAACAACAGCUUUCCGGGCCCUUAAGUUAUCAGGAAUUUGGCGAGAAACGAGCGCGGGCUGCUGUAUCUUUUAUGAGAACGGUAUUUUAUUAAACCCGAAUAAAGCAGUUUUAGAUAGCACGAGUGGCCAGACUGCUGUGACAGAAAAUAGAAAAAAAUUGAUACUUUGAAGGAAAAAACAAAACGAAGCCCAAAUAUAUCGGAACAAAUGAAAAUCUCCAGAGGUCUAUUAACUACCGGGCUCCUGAGUAGAGUGGAUAGUAGCUUGUAGAAUUAAAGGGCCGGGGAAAGAUGAAAAUUGCCGUGGAGAGAGGGGAAGGUCACUGUUUUUACUCCAUUCCCUCCCUCCUAGCCCACCCUACGUGUUUUUCACCUUUCCCCUCCCGUGACGGGAGCCCACAAUGCAGGCCAGCUCUCUAUACAGCGGUCUAUUCUGACUGCGUUAUACCUUACAGUUCAUCGUAGUUAUUAAUGCCUGGAGGCUCAAGAUUCUUAGCCUUCUGAAUAAGGUGUGCCUCGCACGUAGUGUCAAUUAAGAUUAGUAGUAUGUAUGGUUUUACAGCGGGAGGGGGGGGGAGAGGAGGCGAAGGAAUCUAUAAAAAAUGCUGUGUUAAAAAAUUGCAGUAUUUCACAAAGAGGGAGACUAAUAACCCUGUGCCACCCUUGCUUAUUGAGUGCUUAACAGUCCUCCCAAAUGCAACCAUACCUCAGUAGGCACGCUGAGCUGUUACAAUUUUUUUUUCGAUAAUUUAGAUACAGCGUGACUAAUCCAUACUCGCCUUCCAUUGUUCCUUUUGACAUUUAGUCGUACGUUUUUAUUCCAACUACUUACAUUUGCUACAACAAUGACAAAUGUCAUAAAAUACCAAUUUGACUACACAUGUACAGUUACUUAUUUGGUGUUCGUGAACUGAACACAUAGUCUAGGGGCACCCAACGAGGAUAUAGUUCAAAAUCACUUAACAUAGCAUUGUUGAACGUAUUUUAGUAUUUAAACGGUAGAUAUAGGCAUAUUUUUAUCCCCUAAAACUUUUAUCUGUUAUUUGAAAGUGUGAUCCGUGAACUGAAAACAUAGUAUCUUUUUAGGUAAAUAUCCGUUUAAAAUGGGUAAUUAUAAGAUGUUUGAGAGGCAGGCAAGCAAGAAAUUUUACAACAAAGGUUCCGAAAAUUCUAGUUCUCAAAUCGUCUUCCGAACAGAUAUUUUCCCGAAAAUUGCCGUUGGGUGCCCCUGAUAGUAUCAACUAUGUAUAACAUGUUGUUUAAAGCACAUACAAUAACUAUUUUUACUUAAACACCUCAUUCUCGAUCUUGGUUUGGUGGACUCGGCGUUUAUUGCAACCGGCAGUUUAUUUGAACAUCAAUCGAGAAUAUAUUUUUCAAUGUAAGGACUUAAAAAGAUGUAGGGACACAUAAACGUUAAAAAGCAUCCUGACUUCUCACGCCACUUAUCGUGCAAUGAUGACACGCUUGAGGUUAAGAUUGUUUGAUACGCGUAUUAUAACCUACUCGUCCAGCAAAUGUUACUCUUACUGUCAUCUGGUUACUGUGUAUACAGCUUUUUUCUGAAAGCGCGCGCUCUAAUUGGCUUUUUCGAGGUCACAUGACAAUAAACAAAGUUUUUUUUUUUCCGUCAAAAAUAUCUAAGCGCCCCCCUCAAGCUUGCAAAUUUUAGCUAGACGGGUUGUUAUUGAGAUUGAGCGAGCAACUUCCAUGCGCUCGUGUCACGGCGUUUGUACGGACCAGUUUAUUUUUAGAACGGUUUUGGCGCGAAUUUUGAAUAUCUUCUAAACUCCACAAACCAGUCAGCAAAUUCUGCAGACCUAAAAAUGAUAUUUUUUGCCUUUUAAUAACGUUUAGUUUUCCCUUUUGAUAUCUAAUACUUUGAAUACGCUAAUAGACAUGGUGGAGAUUCUAUUUUUCCGGGAAAAAGUGCCCUAAAAUGCGGUUAAAAAUAAACUGGUCUGUAAAAACGCCUUGACAUAGGCCUAGUAUGGGAGUUGCUCGCUCCGUGUUGUGGGUUCCUGGAUACCAGCAAUAAGGUGACCCUUGGAAGUCCUUUCAUGUGUGCUUUUACUAUUGCUUUUAUGAGAUUUAGACAUUCGAUUUCGCGGUAGAGUUCUUUAACGUACUGUUGGAUUACUCUCACCACUUACAAUUACCAAGCGUACUACUGUAGCUAGCUUUUUGUCUCGAAACCAUCUUUGUUUAUUUCAAGUGGAAUUAAAACCAUUUCGCAAGAAUAUUAUGUGAAAAAGCAUGUCCUACCGCGUGUUUUGUACAGUGAAAAAACGCAGUGUUAAUGCAAGUUCAAAAAUCAAUACAAUCUCAGUAGCUCACGGGAUUCUUUUCAAACACUUCUUGUACUCGCUGGUUAUCCGCCAAGCGCAUGCGUUUCCUCCCCAGUCCCUAACGCAGUAGGAGUUCUUGCUCUUACAAGUUUCCUUCAUCGGCGCACGCCAAUCCACCUUGUGACAGCCCUGUAACAUUUUGCUGCAGUUACUACCAAAACACAAACCGACCUGGCACAUGCAGUUUUCACCGUAAAAACGUCGGAUUCCCGCACGUUGCUUGCGUGUGAUUUCUGACCAUUCUGUCCGCCAAUUACAACUGCCAGUCCUCAGCUUUUUGUUGAGUAUUUGACCCGUCAGAAGGUACACGGUGUUGUUACGCAGGGGAACGUUGCAUGAAGAAGCGUUUGGCGUGGUGUAGAGCUUAGCAAGCCACGUCCGUCUUCUUGAUCCGUAAACUUGAGCACCGUUCGUCUCUUUGACGUCCAUGGCUCCUUUGUAAAUUUUGAGUAUUCUUAAUGUGUAUACUUGUUCUUGAAUAAACUCAACUGGGAUUUUUUCUAAGACGGCUGUCUCUGGUGACUCUGUGAGUAAUGGCUCCUCAGUUGACUUAGAAAGAACUUUGGCCCGUAUGACUGUUAAAACAAUGGUAAAAUUGCUAUUAACCUUUCAAAUCCAAGGAGGUACCAUCAUAUAUUUUCUACUAACAACAUCAGUACAUUAUAAAGGGAAAAGGUUAUAAGAAUUAAUAAAAUGAUCACUUAAGAGAACAGUUCUCUCAGCUAAUGUUGUAAAAGUAGGCAUGGGGAUCAUGGGGAAUCUGCCCAUCUACCCUCCCCUAAGCCAACACUAGCCCUAGACUGCAAAACAGUUUUUUUUUUUCAAAAUCAGUACAGAAACCGGUAAAGCGUGGCGUAAGAGUCUUACGCGCGCGAAACGCGCUAGGCUCCAUCACACGCUUUUAGCGUCUCUUCCCAGUCUCGUUCUUUGUUUUCAGCCUCGUUCCGGACCUUUUGUUUGACUGCUCGCGCGUACUUGAAUACGGAAAAAUACGGACUGCCGUCUACAUUAGCACGUACUUCUCACUUAGGGCAAAAUGUUGGCCUAGGGAAGGGGUAGGUGGGCAGAUUCCCAGAAACAUAUAAUAAUCCGAGAUGAUCAGGGUUAAUGAAAGGGAAGUAAGGUAGACAAAAUAAGGACUCCUUUAACUAAGGAAGGACAAAAAUCGGUUCAUUAAUUUUCAGCUUGUGUAGCUAUCAUCUUACUACAUGUCGUAUUUACUAACACCUAUCGAAGUUUGCAGAAAGGUCUCUUGGUUAGCGUGCUAUGUUUCUCUCGCCUAAAGAACUUCGAUCUAUUUUAAGGACAUCAAACGCUGCGGUGUUUACUUAAUAACAUUUAAAAACUCAUUAAUAAUUCAUAAAGAAAAACAAAAAAAUUUAAGUUUACUGAGUGUCUUUAUAUCUGACAAAGACAUGGUUAAACUUUACGUUCAAUUUUUUAGACCAAAAUAAGCCAAAAUCUUAAUAUUAGUGCAAGAAUGAGUUGAUCUAUGACAGAGAUUCUGAAGCCGUUCAAAAAACUCGCAGUCUUGUAUUAUCAGGUUUAAAAUCGCUCGGCUUCUCAUCGAGUUUCUGGCUCAUUUUUUAAACAGUACAUAUUAACUCCGAGGCAAAGACCCAUUAUUUAUGCAUCCUGGAAACAAGUUUCAUCUUGAUUCUCGAUUUCCAAAUUUAUCGUCCUUUUUAAUUACAAUUCUCUGUUCAUAGCCUCCGCUGGGUUUUUCCUGCCCUAUCUGUUUUGGAUUUCGUCUUCAGGACGUCUGGCUGACGGACGAACGUAGAGCUUAAGCAAAAUUAUAGCAAAAGAUAGCCUUUUACUUGCAUUUUUUGUUACUACAUAAGUAUAAAACACAAACCGAAGCUGACUCAAGUGCCAGAGUAAACGUCUAACUUGAUUGUGAUUGAGGGAUGUCUCUUAAAAAAAACAAUUAAGGAGAAAAUUACGGACCACAUCACUGUGAUUGGGAUAACAACUACUACGAUAGUGACGGUGAUGAUGAUGAUGAUGAUGUGUAAUCUGUUCGGAUUCUUGUUGAAACAAUACAUGGUCAGGCUCGGAGUAGUAUAGAGGCAUCCGAAAUUUUUUGUGUGUGUGCUUCUCGAAAAUGUAUGUCUCCACUCGGAAAUUUAAUAACAGUGGUCUGCUAUUAUAAAGGUAAAUUUCGAGGAAACUGAGGGUAGCGCAAAUGCCAAAGUUUCUUUUCUGUAUGUGCCUUUCGAAAAUGUAUGCCUUCGCCAGGAGUUUUCCUAUGGCUACAGGCAGCCCUGAUUUUUCGGUGGUAGUGAUCUGUUAUUAUAAAGUCGAAUUUCUCUUUGGGAAGCAAGGGUGGCGCAGAGUUGUGUACUCUCCUCCGACCAUUGUGGCCGGCCCAGGGUCAACGCCAUAUGUGGGUUGAGUUUGUUGUUGGUUCUCUGCUUUGCUCCGAGAGGGUUUUCUCCGGGUACUCCGGUUUUCCCCUCUCCUCAAAAACCAACACUUCCAGAACGAACGGACACAUUUUAACGAGUCCUUAAGAACUAUUAUAAAAGUUUCGUGGGAAAAAAAAUUACAAUAUUACAAUCGCUCCCUUUGUCUGAUGGUCAUUAUUGUUUGAAAUUAUAAAAUACGCGUGGACAGUCACAGUUGUCUUUGCGUUUGUUCUAGAAACAGUAGUGUACUGUGAACUGAAUAAUGUCGACCUGUGACAUCCCAGGAAGCAGUCUGAAAUUCGAUAAAUUGUUUACUAAAUUGAUAAUCUAAGCCUUAAAAUCUUUAGUAUCAAAGUAAAAAAAUGAUACGUUGUUAUUUAUGUUAAGCCGUCUGAAAUUCCAGUUAUUUUGAAUCCUCUCUGUUAAAAGAUGUCUUCUUUAAAAAAGGAAACUUCUGUCCUCUUUGUUUUUAAUUGCGGCCUGAUUUUGUUUGCUUAAUCGUCUGAUCCCAUGGACUGUUUGGAAUUCAAUGCUUUGCCAGUGUACAUUUCAAUUUGAAAUAAAAGGAUAUAGGAAACAGUUUUAAUAGUGGAUGACAUGGCGAUCAAGGCUGUGACUAAUACCAUUCGUGAAACUUUCAAGCGUAACUUAUACUACGCUGAAAUUCUGAAAGGGACCACAGAAUAAAGGAUAAUAAUGAACAGAAAGAAUGGCAUGAUUAAUAAAUUUUCUACCAACUUUGAACUUUGAACUUCUAAAAUUGCCGAUCAUAUGCCGAUUCGAUCGCGAAGCCGUACGUCAAACACGAGAAUGGAUGUUUUACCUGAUUUCCAGAUACCUUGUACUCGGUUAACUUUCAACUUAUGACUCAAAAACAGAUCCUGACGCUCUUACGAAAAGAUAGGGGACUGUGAACAGCCUAGCUUGCACUUUGAACCUUGACCAAAUUUUGCACAAAGUUGUUUUUUCAAAAAAUAUAUUGGAGAUAGUUAAUCCUUUCUACUCGAUUCCUUGUUCGAUAAAUAUCUGUUAGUUACAGUCAGAUAACGUUAGACUGGCACACUCAAUUUGCCUGUGAGUUACACUGAGCGCCGGUUAUACCACGAUAGCUCAUAACGGCCUGUAUGCUGUAGCCAUGCGUACUUUGUUUUAUUACGAGGAGACUUAUAAGACCGAUUGGAGUCUAAUUCGGUCUGUAGUCAUAAGAGUGAUUAACAAAAUCGGACGACCAGGUUGCGGGAGUCCGAUUUGUUUUAUCACGAGUAGGGUUAAAGAUCGAAACAGACGAUACGAAAUGAUGUUACCUAUCAAUCAUAUCCACAACAAAAUUUGUAAUAAUUUUAGAUUGUCUUUUGAAUUAAAUCACGUGGUCUUACAAGAGUUGUUUGUUAGAAGUGUCAAAAACAAACAACGUUCAAGUGGGCGUGCGAUGACGCGUACUGUCAAAUAACUCCAUGACGCUAACUGUUCUAUACACCACGCUGUCUUACUACCACUGAAAUCAUGCGGGGCUACUAACAGCCAAUCAGAUUAGAGAAUUUUGUUAUAGUUAUGAUAGUUUUUUUUAAUUCUGAGACAAUAAUAGUAAUAAUACCAAAUUAUAUAGAGCUCAAGUCAUGUCGCAUUAGCUUAAAGCGCUUUAUCACUGUCAAAAAUGGUAAAAUUUACAAAACAUACCAAAAAUAGAAAUAACUUCAUUAAAUAAAAAGAGACUUGCUGCCUGUCUGUUGGUCGAUACAGAGGCGUAUUUACGACUACAAAAGGCAAGUAACUUCAUACUGAGUUUAGUCGCGAUUGGGCCGAGGUAAAUAACGAAGGCUCAUGUCUGGUGAAAACAAUAUUUCUAGGACCAACGCCUCUUAGACUUCCUGUGAGAUCAUUAAUUAGGCGAUUCUAUAUUUGCCGCUUUUUAUCUGUUACUUAGACGGUAUGGACACUAAAAUAAACUGCAGAAUUAUUUUUAUUAUUAAUAUUUUUCCAAAAAAAAACAAUCACAAUUUUCAGACUGCGAGAUUCUUUAAAUAUUUUCUUCAUACUGAAAAGCCCCAGGAACUGGGACUCCGCAAUAGUCACUCCUAGAAUCUAAUCUUAUCUACAUACACUCUCAAACGAAGGACUACCUCCCGUAAUAAUCAGAGCUACUGACUGACGUCUCAGUGGUAAUCAAUGAAUUGGUAGUAUUCGUGGAUUAACUACAAUGGCUAGAGCCUAGAGCCAAACGUUAGAUCCUCUUCAGUUAAUCCUUCUACAACAGGAAGCUGAGCGAAUCUGUACAAUUGUUUGAUGAAAUAAGUUAGGAUUUCCCUGGAUUUCCACCUAAUCAAUAAUAGCUUACAUUGAAUUUACGUGUCGAGGUAAACGCCGACCCUAACUGCCCCGCGAUAGCAUUUAAAAGUUGAGCCAUAAAUAAUAACUGAAUAUCCCUCGAGACGGAAAGGAUGAAGAUAUGUCUUCCAAAGCUGAAUCGCAUCUGCUUGGUGUGACUUAUUCGCUUCGCGUGACUAAUGGGACAAAUGGUGACAAGAAAAUUGUUUCAAGUGGCGAAAUGUUACUGAUCACGUUUUUUUCUAUCUCUCACGGAAAAGUCACGAACGUUUUACUCCACUUGUGAUGAAGAGACCCACCAAGAAAAAGCCCUUCAAAAAGGUAAAAAAAAUCAUCGGAGUGAUCUGUAUAGACGCGAUUUCAACACCCAACUAGCGAGGAAUUUCCGCUGAGUUUCUAGAGAGUGGCGCUUAUGCAAUGAGGGCAAAAGGUCUCUUGUCAUGCUGAUAUAUUUAUCGUCACAAUAAACCAUGAUCUUCAAGAUUGUUAUGUCUAACGUCUAGGAUUAUCCGUUUAAAGAAACAUCUCAUCUAGCUACCAUCUCCAUUCCUUGUGUGAUAAAUGCCAUAGAAGCUAUUCCACCCUGUCGGAUUAGUUUGUCACUUCACAUAUUUUGGUCUUUUGCUAUUAUCUUGGGAUUUAAUCCAGCUUUAAGUAAGGAACUUAUUUGUUAUCGUUUAUUUGGGAAUCGAAAAUAUAACUGCUCGAUAAAUGUCUCGGUGUGUUGUGAAACGUUCCCGUUGAUCAGCGAAUCAUGCCGCGCAGGUACAGCAAAAAAUAUCGGUAGAAUCAGACACCGGUAGAAUCAACCAAAAAGAUGUCUAGCGUGUAAAUUCUUUAACUUUCUCAUCAAAUCGUCUUAAGAAUAUUAGACAACUUAAAACGGCUAAUAAAAUUACCAAAUCUUGUUUCUAACCGAUUGCCUUGCCUAAUACCCCCGCCGGAGAAAAACAGCUUUAUAGCAUGUCUAUGAAAUGCGUACAACCCAAAGGCCAAAAGCCAUACGUUCGUUUUCCGCACGCAAUCAAAUGCAUAGGUUUCAAAUAUAGAAAACGAUAAACACCUUUGAGUGAUAUAGUGUCACUUUUCAGCACAUUGAUCUUUCAGUUGUCUUUCCUCUCGGGUUUCAUUGGUGAAAUAAAUUUGGAUUUUCUGAUAAAAUCUGGGUGGUUGACUUGUCGAAGGGACAAGUCAAACGAUUUGUCAAAUUCACGGACAUAAAAUGGCGAUGAGCAUGUUUCAAUGAAAACUUGGCACUUUGGGAUAAAUUUAGCUUGGGUAAUCGAAUAGAAAAACAAAAUUGAUGUUUUGUUUUGCGAUUGAAUGCAAAUAUUCUGUUUUAUAUAUUGAAUGAAUAAUCGCAAUGUGUGGGAUGGUCUAUCAAGUCAACAUCUAGAUCGAGAGCCGUCUUUAUUUUUGUCUACAUUUGUACGCUGCUGUUACUGCUGCGGUUUAUAAUGCCAGAUUACAUUAUUACUGAGAACAUUGUCCAAAGACACGGUCUCCCUUUUUCGUGUUCAUUUGUUCGUAUUCGCUGUGAAUGAAAAAAGUUAAAAAAAAACGACAACAUUUACAGUAAAUAUUCAGAUUGGGUAGAAAUUCUUAGCUGUCAUUUUCGAUUCCAUAGCCAUGAUGCCAUAAUAUGUACCUGUUGAAGGCAAAAUAUAAAACAAAACCUUUUACUUACCAAAUGCCGAAUUGCAAUAGUCAUUUUGAGGGUGCCUUGGAAGACAUGAACACGUACGGCAAAACCCCGUUGUGAAAAGAGCAUUGCCGAGGAGAAACGCAAAAAUGUAACUUUCCAUCUUAGCUUACACCGAAAUCUUGCCCUUUGCAGUGGGAAGAACUCCAGUGUCAGUUACCGCGUUAGCUGAAUCAGUGUUUUCUUGUUUCCGCUAGCGGCCAAACCAGUCCAAGUGAAAAGGCGUUUUAGUUUACAGUUUUUCACCUUGUAAUCGGAUACGUGGGCGUCUUCUUUCGGGAAAAAUGCGACCCUUAUUUUUCAUGCCCUCGUGAUGACACCAGGUUUAAAAAAAUUAGCAGCGAAUUCAAAGAGGGUAUAGUCACGCUUCAGGGACCACACAGGGCCUCUUAUAUAGGGUUGACAACUUUAAUAGAAUGUUCGUUUUCCGGCCAACUGAAUCAUCAAGACUUCAAAAUCACGCCGAGUUGUACAAUAUAAAAGCAGUUAUUUAAAAAUCUUUUGGAAUAGAAUAUUUGUCGCGACAAUGUGUUUAUUUUAGACUUAAGUGAUUCAAAUUAAGAGAAAAAAUCAAGUCUUCGAUGUCUUAUUUUAAAGGUAGAAAAAUGUUCUUAUCUACUUGAUGCUUUGCUCAUGGAAUUUUAAGGAAGUUAACGCUGGCUUCUCAGUGAAGUAAGGAUGUCUUUAGCUAUAAUCACCCCAGAGAAUUGAAAGAAUUUAUCCCUUCACAACAGAUAUCAUUUCUUCCAGGCGGUUUCUAUCGAGUUACGUGAGUCGCUUUCUAGUACUCAGUUUUAGACAAACACUAGACCUUGUAACGUUUUGUCAAUCCUUUUUUAAAGAGUACAAGAAUACAUCAAUUGUUAUUUUGCAUAUUUAAAUUAUUUACCUUAUCGGAACUUUCAGGAAGUUAUUAAGGACCAAUUUACCGCCAACAAAUUUCUCACUUACAAAACACGUGCCUUUUUGUGUUACUUAACAAAAUUUCGUUCUGUCGUCAGCAACAAAAAAUGUUUUCCGUAUAACUCAUUCUCUCUUGGUAUAAAGCGGUGACCAUUUUUGUCUGUUUCAAUAUAAGGCCGGAUGGUUACGGGAUUUUGCUGUAGUACUAAAAUCAAGUUAAAUCUGACCCUUGGAGAAAGUUUCUUGCCUUUGCGUGUGGUAGAUUAUAUCCUUAUAAAAGGUGGGGUGAUCUCUAGUGAGAUAUUUUUUAUGACUUCAAAAGUGAUUCUUUGGAAUGUUUUUGUAUGAACUGUUAGCUGUUAUUUGAUAUAAGGAGACAGCGGAAAUCUCAAGAAACUUAGGCGGGAAAAUACUUUGAAUAUUAAACUCUUACUAACCAUUUUUCCAAAUAUUUUUCUAUUAUUGAAAUUGUCAAUGAGUACUGGUCUUCUGUAAACACAGUUACAUCGCUGCCACUUAUCGGACCACUAAACAUACCAUCUGCAUUGUCACCGUCGCUGGCAAUCUUUGGUCACCGAGUCACUUUAACUGCAAAGAUUGAGACAACGUGAACUUCACCGAGGGCUACGGUUCUCGCUUAAAUUGUUUUUUUGCCUUUAGACAUUCUUGUGGUUCCGCUGGUUCGGGAAUAUUGGCUUGAAAAGGUGAUCGGCUUGCUGCCAAACUAUCAUAGUUCUAUUUUAUUCGCGGUAAACUCUACUUGAUGGAAUUAAGAGGGAUGAGAGGGUAUUAAAACGAACCGUUGUCAGGUUUCGAAGAUAACCGAAAAGACGUCGAAACUAUGGCCAGGAAAAACAACGGAUCGUCGGAUCGUGACUUCUCGUAUUUUGUUCGCAAUAUUGGUUCAAAGUCUCCAUUUGUGUCUUUGUGUCGCAAGAGCCGAUAUUGAACAGAUCUUGCUCGCGGUACAAAAUCAAAUAUCGACAUCUACUAUUUUUAAAUAUAUAUUUUCGACUAAAUUCUCUGAAAAAGAAAAGGAGAAAAUACUUUAAAAUAAAUGAAGAUAGAGGGAGAUUUUUGAGGUUGUUCAACACACAAAUUUACAGCAAGAGAUAACGAGCUCACUCUACCUUUGUUAGCUUGUUUACAAUUGUUGAACCUGCUCGUCACUUUAAAACUUGGUUAUAAAACAGUUCUUAAGUCGUAAACAGUACAAAACUAAACGGACGUCACGUGUUAGCGAAAUGAAAAUGCAUUUUUGAGUAUAUCUGUAAAAGCUUUGCAAAUGCUUCCAGAUUAAAGAUUUAAAUUAAGCUGUGCAAAUUUAAAAGUUCCGGUGUGUUUUCCUCCUCAAUUAUGUAUCCGGCCCACAACCUGGCUUGAAAACACUGAACAGUUUAAAUGUCUUUAUUUGUAUUUUAUUUGUAAUCUUCGCGAUUUUAGGGGGAAAAAUCGGUUGUCGAUGUAUGUUGUAAUGUAUGCUGUCAAUGCAUUACAGCGCAUCUCUUAAUUCAGUGGAUUACAGGCAGUUGAAUAUAUCGUUGUAGGAUUUUAUCCAGUUGGGAAGAUUAAACCCUCCCUUUUAAAAGUCCGCAACCUCGCAUUUUUCGGUGCUUGCGUUCAUUGCCGCGUGUAAGGUGUUUGCGGUAACGUUCCGCUUAUUCCGACAUAUUUUAUUUGCUGUUUGUAGUUUUAGAGGUGUUUAAAUUACAGCAAGCCGUAAGAAACAACUUUCUUUCGGCCUGAUAUCACUUCUGCUAACUAAGACCAUCUUGUUCGGCAGUCAUACGUUGCACUCCGUUCAAAAAUUGGCCUAUUUAACAUGAUGGGCCCAGUAAGACCCAUUUCGUAUGUCGUGCUUCUUCCCGGUCCAGAAGCACGGAACCAAGAGCACGGCAGAACACGACGUCUGAAUCAGAGUUUUGAACGAAAAGGUCUGCCGUUACGACUCUGGAACGGCAGUGAUUCAAACGUUGUGCUUAUGCCGUGUCGAACUAAAUUCAUAAAUUUCUGAGAUGUGUUUUUCGAAAUGCAUAUAUAUAUAUUUGACCUCUUCCGUCAAGAAGACUAUUUUUUUAUCAAAACCUAUCUCCAAAGUAGCAAAUAUAAAACCUAAGAGUGCAACCAUUGCUUUUUUUUCCUCCAUUCUUCCUCCUUGCUGUUUCUUUUUCUCCGCUUUUCCUUUUCCUUCGCUAAGUGUGAUUUCGAACUUAUUGAGCGCAAAAAACCUGCCUUUUAGCCCUUUGUUAUUCAAAUCGCUGCACAUUUCGUUAGGUUCGUUUUCAAGAAGUCGGCUAGGUAUAAAUUGUUAGUUUUCAGUUCUAUUUUAACUCAUGAAUUCAGUACAUAUUUUGAAGAAUUUUCUUCAUGCCUUCCAAAAUCUCCACUGCUGUUAAAACGCACCUUUGGAGCCAGCACUUUGUCAUCAAUUCCCAGCAGGCAUCGCUGGAGUCUUUAGGACGUUCGAGAAUAUUUAUGCCGUGUCGAACUAAAUUCAUAAAUUUCUGAAAUGUGUUUUCCGAAAUGCAUAUGCAUAUUUUUUGUUUCAUUGACUGCUGACUUGAUACUACGUUCAGAAUGAUUAAGUUCGACUCUGGCACGACGUCUGAAUUGAUGUCGCGCUUCUGCCGUACUUCGUUUAAACCCAGUGAGGGACAACUUGAUCCAAUUCGGCACAGCAGAAGCACGCCCUAUGAACUGGGCCUCAGUGUCCAAAUCUUCCCAGUUUUACAUGUUUUUCUUUUAUAAUUAAGUCUAUCUUAAUUUUUUUAAAAUUCUUUUUUAAAUGAAUUUACUUUCUCAUAGAAAUAGAAAUCUGCAAUAACCUUAUGACGAACAAACUCUGGUUUUGAAAGCUCAGUCGUGGUGCUUUCUUUCUGCGCAUGCGUUAUAUGAUUAAGAUUUUUGGGCCACGCCUUUUUUUUUCUACUCCCUCGCCUUGUACAUAACAAAAUAAGGUUUAACUAGUAGGGAAUGUUUUAAACACUUUAUCGAAUGGCAUUUCUGGCAUGGGGUGUUAGCAUUGAAUUUUUAACAAUCUGUAUUAAUAAUUAUGCCUGUUAUUCUUUAGACUUAAACCAAACGCUUGUGCAAAGCAGCGUGUCUUUGUGCAGCAUAGAAUUUUGACCGCUCCUGAUUUUGAUAAUUCAAAAGUAGCCCAUUGGUAUGGGAUUUCAGAACUAGAAUUAGAGGCCAAACCACAGUAUUUAGAAUUGCAGGCAUUUUAGAUGUCCUACUGUUGACCAGUUACAACAGUUAGAUAUAUGUAAGAGGAUCUUUUGAAACGUUACCGCCAAAUGAAGCCAUUAUGAAAACUAAGAGUGCAACCAUUGCUUUUUUCUCUUCUCCUCCUUUCUUCCUUCUCGCUCUUUCUUUUUCUUCUUUCCUUUUCCUUUGUUAGUGUGAUUUUGGAGCUUCUCGGGCCCAAAAAGCCUGCCCGUUUUGACGCCUUUUCGCUCAAAUGACUGCGAAUCUCGUGAGGUUGGUUUUCAUAAAAUCGACUAGAUAUAAAUAGUGAUAUUUGCAAGAGCUUUCCAAUUACUAAGAGUCUUUCAGUCAUAAAGUAUGAUAUAUAUACAGGUGACUUUGCUUUCAGCACUCUAAUUGUAAUCCUAGGGAUAUAAUCUGAAACCAAACGAGGCUCAUCAUGACUCUUGGUUAAACAGGGGGUGUUUUUGUUAGUUUUAUCUCUCUACAUUCUCAGAGCAGCACUGAUUUACCUUGCACUACAAACAUCUCAUUGCCAACUACACUUUAUUACAUUAUGUCCGAAAUAAACUGACAAAUUCUUGUCAAAGAAUAAAUGAUGUUUUUUUUUCCAAGUUGCGCGAUGGGUUCUAGCUUAUCACACUGAGUGCGCAGAGUCAGUUGAUUUAAUGAAUCUAAAAAAAUGUUCGCGUACCCUUAAGAGGAGUUGUUCUGCUUAUAGUUAUGGGGUCCUGGAAUGACGCCCUCAGGGAUGUCCCUGUUUGAGUUGAUAGAAGUUCCAAUAGAAACCUGAUGCGUUGAAACGAUCAAUUUGAAGAUAAAGUUUUUACAAAAGUCAAAGUAAAUGCUAAUUGUUUGUCUAGAUUUAGAAUCUUAGAAGGGGUUCACCUAAUCUUUAAAUCAAGACAAUUUUAAAUUCUGAACACCCCCUUGAACCUUAUGACUUUCUAUAAAACUAUAUAAAUGCUUAGUUCAUAGUGGCUGAUGCUGUUGGUUGCUCAGUAAAGCUAGUUUACAGGCACCGCAUAAAGAAUUAGUAUCAACCCAUCCAAAUCAAGAACUUAUUUAUCUAUUAUGUACAAAGGAUUAAAAAACCCAACUGGCCUGAGCAACCAGUUGACUCCAUAUUUAAAAUCGUGGUGUGGGGACGGCCCGAGAAGCAAAUAAGAGCGGGAUUUAAACCUGGGUUGUGGUCCACAUUUCGAGACUUGCAUUCUCAGUCCCCUGAUCACACUGCCCCGUUCCCUUCUUGCAGGAUGUGAAUUGUGCUAUUGGACGCCUUUUCCUACGUAAGAACUUGCUAUUAAAUAUUUGCGUCAUUUCACAGCUACAGGCUUGUUUUCGCAGUGUGUAAUAACUACGACACAUUAUUGCGAGGAGAUAUAUCCAACCAGAUUUUUGAAAACGUUGCCACCGAACAGACUUCUUCCGUCAAGAAGUCUUUUUUUUAUCAAAAACUAUCUCUAAAGUAGCCAAUAUAAAACCUAAGAGUGCAACCAUUACUUUUUGCCUUUUUUCUUCCAUUCUUCCUCCUUUCUGUUUCUUUUUCUCUUUUUCUUUUCCUUUUCCUUCGCUAAGUGUGAUUUUCAAACUUAUUGAGAGCAAAAAGUCUGCCUUUUAGCCCUUUGUUAUUCAAAUCGCUGCACAUUUCGUUAGUUUCGUUUUCAAAAAAUCGGCUAGGUAUAAAUUGUUAGUUUACAGUUCUAUUUUAACUCAUGAAUUCAGUACAUAUUUUGAAGAAUUUUCUUCAUGCCUUCCAAAAUCUCCACUGCUGUUAAAACGCACCUUUGGCGCCAGCACUUUGUCAUCAAUUCCCAGCAGGCAUCGCUGGAGUCUUUAGGACGUUCGGGAUAUAUUUCCUUUUCAGCUGCCACCUCCAUUGCCGCAAUAGUGUUGUAUCUCUCAUAGGCCUUGGGACGAUGGUUCCCAGACCCCUCGCAAAGCACCCACAGCAAGGUUCCAAAGGCAUAGAUGUCGUACGAGCGAUCGCUUUCCAGGCUUUUAUGGUUUCUGUACAUCUCUAAGGAGAUGUGAAAGGGCGUUCCCUGCUGUGUUUGCUCGAAAGGCUUCUUAGUUUUGGCCAUGUUAAUCUUAGCUGUGCCAUUUCGGGUUAACUGCCGAAAUCAACAGGAUAACAAAUAUCAGGUAGCGUUAAUUAUUCGCAAUUCUUUUCUUUUUGUGAUAUUAUCUUGAAAUUCCAGCAUGCGUUUUAUUUAUCUAAACGUCAAUGCGUGUAUGCAUAAAAAAGCCUCUUAAAUGUACUAUUUUCUUGUGGUUCCGUACCUUGUCUGAAUCUAGGUUUUGGCCAGUGGGUAAAUCGUUAAGGUGGCGUUAUUCGAAAAAGGGUAUGCACCUGUCCCUGUAUACUUCCAUAGCUGAUAACCGUCGUUACAUUUGAAUUUAGCAGUCUUUUAUUAUAUAUCUUUGCCUUCAUUUUUGCAGUUCGAAAACGUUACUUUAGGAUGUUGGCUAAUUGUUUCGCAUAUUUUCAGAGGCUCGCUUUCUUCAGCAGUGAUCGUUCAUGACUUUCAAUUGUUCUUUCUUUCUCUCUUUCUUUGUCUUGUCUGUUGUUUACACAUGCAAGUCCUUAGAUUAUACAGAGUAGCAGUGGCAAACACUGUAAGUUACGAAAGGAUUGUAUAGUAAUAAGCUGGAAUUGAUUUAUUCUUUCUUGAAUGUUUAUCGUUCGUUAGUAGCCCGUGCCAAAUCCCCGAUGCCCUUGAUACUUACCAGAAUGGAAUCGACUUUAAUGUCUUGAUAGAUAUAUCUCGCUUCGUGAAGAGUCACCAAUCCGUUUGCCACGUCCUCUGCAAUCUUUAGGCGUGUCUUCAAAGAAAGCCCCUGUUUAAGGGCGGUGGUGACAUCUGAAUCCGCCCUUUCCAUUAUUACGUUAAUAACUCCAGGUUCAGGGAAGAGCCAACCAUGCAGAUAGAGAAGGUUACUGUGAGGUUCUUUUAACCUUGCCUGGACUUCCCUACAUCGCGAAAUAAACAGAACGAAAGGUUGUCAGUAUUAUUUUUGUGGAGCGUUCAGUUGUACAAAUUAUAUGUCGCUUUACUUGAAAAGAAAACGGGCAAAAGCGCUUUGCAGUCAUAAUCGCAGUAGGGAUUAACCGGCCGUUGUUCGUCACUUCACGACCUCAUACACAGACCUAUAGCUUUUUGUUUGCGACUAAAACUGCGUAGGUUCGGUAGCAAAUUUGCCACUUUUUUGUUUCGAGAAUGCCUCUCGAAAAGAAGUUUAUGGCUAGCCUAAAAGAUUGAUCAGGGCUGGGUUUGUGGCUGGAAGGUAAUUCUCAGAUCGGAGCUGAAGGAUCAACUCCAGCCUGAGCCAAACUGAACGAGGAACGUACACUGCACCACACCAAGCUUGUGCCAAUCCUACUUACAUGGUGUCGAAAAGGUCCACUGAGGUCUGAGACCAGAUCUCCGGCUUCACCUUUCCGCGUUCGAUAACCUUCGCAACGCUUGCUUCUGGGUGUGUCAUAUUCGCCCAGCCACAGCAGUCAUGAAGUUGGCCGUGUUUUGUGGGUUUUAGAACCGGACCAAGUUUAAUUGGACCUAUGGCUACCCGAAAGUUGAGGGCGAAGGUUUCAACUGUUAGGAGACUCAUUUUGGGAAUGUACAGAGCCGCUAUUUCCUUCAGUUUUUGGGAGACGUCGGCUAAAAAACAUCAUUUGUGACGCGGUUGUUCUUGAUGACAUUAAGCAAGUCACUAUGAAUCAUUUCGAGGCAAUCUGCACAGGCUUUGCAUAGUGACUCAGUAAUUAGCUGGCGAUUGAAUUUGGAAAGAAUUAGCUCGAUGAUUUUUCUUCUGGUUUGCUCAUCCCCUAAUCUGAAGUUGGCUUCGGAGGAUUUCCAUUUCAUUGCGUGAAAUAAUCCUUCAAUGAGAAGCUUUGUGACGGCUUCUCUUAACUUCUUGCUGGCAAACGUGUAGAUGAAAUCAACCCCACUGAGUAAACUGUUCCUUUUUGGCCAAUGCCCAGUUCCAUAAUGUAAAUGAAAUGCUUGGCGAAUGACCAGAUUAUCGAUCAUUUUUGUGUGCAUCUCAACAGGGACCUUUGCCUCCCUCAUGAACUUGUUAAGAGAGCAUCGUAAAACAUUGAAAGUCCAGUCCUGUAUCCCUCCAUAAAUGGUUAUUAAGAAUCGAAGAAAAGGAAUGUCUUCUUUGUUUGGACUGAAUGGGAGCUGGUGCUUGCAGUGAUUCAUCUUGACCAGAUUUUUGAAGAAGAAAGUGCGUGCCUUUAAUUCCUUUUCUGUGUUCUGCUUCUUAGAACAAAGCUGAUAUUGAUCUGCAACUGACAUAAAUCUUUCACGAAGACUCUGUAGGCUGCCAUUUACAAGCUUUCCCAUCGGGUCUUUGUUUGCAAUAGUUGACAUCAUUUCGUCAUGCAAAGAUUUUCCGAUACUUGUGGCCUUGUCUAAUUCCAAAGAGAUUGCAGAUAAGGUUCCUGGAAGAUUGUUUCUUGUUCUUCUCCUCAUAGCCUGGAAAAUGCUUAUCUGCAAGACAAGGAGCUUCUCCACGGCAUGUACACUCUGGCUCCUGAUAUUUUCGUUUAGAAAAGCCAACAGCCCGUCUUCAAAUUUUGCAAAGGCCUUUCUCGCCUUGCUGUCAUUAAUGUGUUCUCUUCUGUCUAUUCGAGUGUUCUUCGCUGAAAUUCCGAAAAAGCGGGAUCCUUUGUCACUGUCAACUAGGAGACCGUGUUCCUUCAGCUGGGAAAAGACCUUGGUUUCCUUGGUUUCGCUGGUUUCUUCAUCCGUUGUCAUUCGUGUUUCUUCGUCGUCGGAAUCGAGGUCGUCUCCGCUUCUGCUGUCGAACGUUUGUGUCUCGGCAGACGUGUCUACCUUGUUGCAGACGAACAUAAAUGACAAAUGCGGAUAUUUAUCUUGCAAGAAACGGAUUGUGUCAAGAUCCUGAAAGAAAUAAAUUGUGUAGACCCGUUUAGUCGUAAACGUGGAAAAAGGUAUGAAGAGAUAUUAUACCGGGGGCUAGUACAACGAUUGUAUCAGGCGUACCCACAAGUCGAACUCCUAUCCCCGAGUGGGGGAUGCAAGGUAGUCUUCGUGUCGUUCAGGUGUGUAUAUUGGUAUCGCUUAGUAUUUUUAGAAUUGACAAAACAUUAAUAGUACUACCUAGGGCGCGGGCUGUGCGUUAAGAAAUAAAAGAAGCGAAGCAAAAAAAAGCAUUCGAUGACAACUUCAUCAUUGUAACUAAAACUACUAUAAAUGUUCUUUAUUAGCUGUUUGAUGAUUACGAUGGCAUUUUUCAGAGGUCAGACAAAGCUUGAGCCAGGACCAGAUUGGUUUCCUCUAUGGGUUUGAUUCAAUUCCAAUUAUCCGAAUUGCAUCCUGCGUUCUUGGAGUAAUAUCCAGGGCUUAAACCCUUCUCCAUUUUCAAAUUAUCAAGCAUUAGUUCAAAAUUAAAAUUUUGCCAGCCCCAUUACGAACACAAGUUUCGUCUUAAACAUUUCUAACCCUGGCUGCCUGGCUCCUCGGGGAGCACCUAAAUCUUGUUAAAUACUCCCUUUAUGACUGUCAAUAUAUACCACAGUGGUCACUGCUUCGAGGCAUUUUUCAUUACUGAAUAAUGAAAAGAAUAAUGAGAAGAAUGAGUCACAGAUGAGAACGUCAACUGUGGUAAGAACAUCGCCACGUAUUUUUUUUCUUCAGUAUCCAGAUGUGACCAGGCAAGUACCAUAAAGCAUCCGGAAGUCACGAUUUUCUUGAAGUUUGCUUUUUGAGAUAACCGCGUCACUUAGCCGUGUUAUUGAUGAAUUAAUUUCUUGUUUUUUAGACAACUCAGAUCAGUUGUUUGAAACAACCUAAAAAACAGAAUUGACAGCUUCUCGGCCAUCUUAUUGUACAUUCCGCCUGGGCCUAAUAUGAUAAUUACUUCGACCUCGACAUAUCGUCAAUUGCAUACUUACUUCACUCAAGAUUAACGGGCAUAUAAAUUUGAUUUAUUGACUCAACAGCGAAGCUUAUACUUACUGAUGACCUCAAGUGCUCGUUUCCAUCGAUGAUAUACACUACAAAUGGAGUGGCUUCUUUCUCAAAGAAGUCAUCUACCACUUCAUCUAAUGCGUCAUUUUCAUUCCUGCCCGGUGAGUCGAUUAAUUCUAUGCCACUUUCUAGAAAUGGAUGAUUCAAAGCAAUUUCGACAGUGCACUUUAGCUGAUCUGACUUCUCCCUGCCCUCAUCGCAAACCACUACAUAAUCUUGAGGAACUCUCUUGCGGAUCGUAAUCGAAGAUUUAGCUAUUUGCCCACUUUUGUCGACAACUCUGACUGUGCUUUUGCCCGGUGUGUAGCUGAUCUUGACCAUACGCGAAGUGCACGGUGUUUCGUGCACGGGAAGGUAAGAUCCACCCAAAAUCUCAUUCAAAACAGCACUUUUUCCGCAGUUUCGAUUUCCAAUAAAAACUACGGUGGGUCUUUUGUUCAAGGCGCGUUUUAUCUCUUCCGCAGUCGUUGACGUAUUUAUACUUGCAAUUGCUUCUUCACUCAUUAUUUCUCGAUCUUUCAUUUCUUCUAAGUACUGUUUGGUCUCGUUGAGUACUGUGGUUGCUGUUUCAGAACACAGUUUUAACUCCUCGAUGGCUUCCAAUUUUUUCUGCAUUUUAUGUCUUUUUGUGAAACAAGGAAGCUCGCUUCUUACAUACCGACAAUCUGUUAAGUGUGAUAGAGUGAGCGAAAUUGAAAGGGCAUCUGACCGUGGAAACAUUCACGAUAAAAGGUACUUAAAAUUGAAUAGAAAGGAAUCAUGAUUAUUCAUUUCCGUGAAAGCUUGAAAUAGAAAAUUAAGUUACAGUCUAGUGAUUAUCAUCUCGCUGGCAGGUUUUUGCUCUUUGCAUUUAUAAUUCAAGAAAGCCAAAAGUCAAGAAUGAAUGCAAAUCAGUGUAACUACCCAUACACUCUUCGCAAAAUUUUGGAUUUUCAAAGCAACAGUACCGAUUCCGGCAGUGCAGGCAGCAUACAGUACGGUCACGAGUAAAUUGAACAUUAAGGAACCGUGGGGUUGCUACCUCCUAGUACAUUUUCACAACUGGUUUGACUAUAAUGGGGUUGCAUUUUCAAUAGAAUUACUAGAAUGGGAUCGCACAUUUUCGGGGCUUUGAGGGUGAGAAAAUUCAUGUUGGUAGGGAUUCAAAACUGGGAAGCCGUUUUUACUACAUUAGGUUUCACAAAUGUGUCAAGUCAUUUCAGAAUGACCUAGUUUAAAGGCUUUAUAAGGUAAAUGCCUAAACAAAAAAUGGCUAAUAUAAGUUGGGAUCGCGAAAAUUACAAUAUGGGGUCUAUAACUGGCCACAGAAUAGACUAUAAUUGGAUAGGGGUGCUAAGUAAGCCAGCGGCACAUACCCAGCAAAAAUCAACGCAAGUAGCCCCCUGGGAUUAAGUAUAUCACCUUAUCAAUAUGAGACAAAUAUUGUAAAUAAGGACUCGCUGAUAAGCUUUCUCUUAAGGCUAAGGCAAGACUAUACUAAAUACCCUCGUGGGUAAUCGUCAGGUUUUCGGCCAGGUAAGCUUGCUAUUUUAGUAAAGACUGUCAUUGUUCAAACGGUAUACCAUCUGAAUGGGGUCCCGAAGGGCAAAUUCCGCGCUCACUGAGUCGUUGUAUUUGAUCCUCUGAAAUUUGUACCUCAAGUAAACAGAACGUUGUAACUGUCUAACGAUUAUCUAGGUAAAGAAUAAAAAACUUGACUAACUUCUUCGGUUCUUGACUUAUUUUUUUGAGCUCCCGCACACAAAGUUUCAAAGUUUUCUGAUCCAGGUUUUUUCCCAUCGGAUGGAUGAAUGGGAACCGAAAGAAAUAAUGGAAUGAAAGAAUGAAAAAUGAAGUGAUGAUUACAAGAGAGAGGCGCCUCAUAAAACCUCUGUUGACGUAUAUCUAAUGUAAUAAAUCCCCAGAACGCCUUCAUUCUCAGAACGCCCUUAUUCUCGAUGUUUCUUUAAAAACAGAAAUGUCGUUACUGUUCGUUCUAAACAUUUCUCCGUUUCUGUUUGGCUUACGGGCUGAUUCUUUAAUUUACUUUAAUUUGUAAAUAAAUCACUGAGAAUUGGAUGGGGUUGCCGAGGCCGGGGGAUCACCUCUUCUCCCGAUUCAAGCCAAUCGUUUCAUGGGGCAAUCGGAAAUAUAUCGACAACCUUGAAUAAAAGACAAGUAUAACAAAAUAAAAUGAGAAGGGAAACUAUCUGCCUCAACUGACGGAAAAACAACGUCUCGUAUUCAGCGUAUUGCAUGGUUACGCCGUGCCCCUGGAAAGGCUAUGGAAAGCAUUUUUUCAAUGGGGAAGUGUUGAGACAAAACAAUUGCAUCUUGAACUACAUUUUGUCGCUAUGAUAACGUGAAAAUAAAUCGUAUUCGAUGUACUGAUGAAACAAAUAAAUGUUGAUGUGACCUUGGCGGUUUAAUAGUCAACCUAAGUGGCUGAAAAAUUACACGAAAAAGUUUUUUUCGUUCAUCAAUUUUCGCCUUCUUUUUCAGUCUCCUAGUAUGUUGAAAAUAAAACUGCAAAGAUCACAUUCAAAUUCAUUGAGGUAUGUUUUUUGACCACUCUUUUGUGUAAUUUCUCGCAGUUGAUCACACCGAAAUUUCCUGUCGUUGUUAAAGUCGGACAUGCAAAUGGAGGCUACGGAAAGGUAUGAAAUUAAUGUGGUUUAAAUUCGAAUUUGAUUAGAGGUCUUGGAAAUAGUUGAAUGUCUAAUCUUAUUAUAAUAUUGAUUAAAUAAUUAUUCAACAAAUCUGAGACAUCGCGCUCAAAUCUUCAAACCAUGCAGCCAUAAUCACAGGUGAUGCGUCGGGAUGGAAAUUGUGCGUACAGUAACAAGCCCGCGACUGAAUACCGACAGUCGCUUCUCCUUGUCCCUCGCCAGUAGGGACGUUUCACGGAAGAGACUCGUGAAUAGCGGCAUGCAACUGUACCGUUCAUGGGUUCGAUUUUUUUAAAGCAAAACUAUUUCAGAAGCAAGCUUAUGUUUAUUUUCCGUUUUCUAAAUCAAGAGAGAUCUCGUCUCAAAACCACAAUUGCAUGCUAUGGCCUGCGGUGCAGCCAGCCCACGUAUCGCAUAUAGUGUGGAUAUAGUCCGAAACAAGGUUUAAAGUGUCCGCGCGCAGGCUAGCCCUGCCAAUCUUUUUACCAUGUUAUUUUGCAUUAUAGGGAAAUUCACUAAUUUAUUAAUAAUUACGACAUCUCUUAGAGAAUUCUCGAGUCCAUAGACAAGACCUCACUUUCGUUCCACAACAAUAUGUUUGCCGUUUGUGUGUUUAUAUUCACUGAAUAUUUCAAGACAAAACAUUUGAGCUUCCUGUUAAGAAUUGCCUGCUACUUAGAGGCGGAAAGACCCCUAAGCAAGUUUUAAUUUAUACUUUCCGAAAAUGUGAUAAUUCAGUGGUAGGCCAUGGUCAUAUUUACUAGAUUUACGGAAUUAAGGUUCCUUCCUCUUUUCAACUUACAAGAUAAAAAUAACCAAUUGAAUUAACAAUUUCACAACUUACCGAAAAUGUGAUAAUUCAUUAAGUAUGUCUGGAAUUCCACUUUCAGAAGUCGGCCACAAAAAUGUUCUUUCCUGUUACCUAGCUUAGAGGCACAGUAAUUCAAGUUCCUUUCUAAAAAGCAGAUAGAGUAUUUUUCGCCCCUUUUAGUUUAAAUACCUUUCAGACCCACUGUAGAUAGUAGACAACACAUCCACUCUACAACAUGAAACGUACAACGCAUCGCAUAAGCCCUGUUUGAAUGUUUGUAUAGUAUAUGACCACGCAACCAGACCCUGACUAGCUGUCCUUGACGAAUUUCACGAAUCGGAAAUAAACCCACUCAAUUAAAACACUUUUACGAGUGUCUAAAGAAUGUGUCUGAAAAUGCAUCUCUGCGACGAAUAGUCUUACUUUUUUAGGUACUCCUAUGUGGGUUUACCGCUAAGGCAAGACAAAGAAUAAUACUAAGACGUAAAAUCGUCAUUCCUCUUACGGUUGUGUUUGUUGUUGUUGUGUUCGUUUUUAGCGCAAUUGACUUGUCAUUCAGACCAGUAAAGCCGGGAAUCACGAAUGUAUUCUACAUAGUAUGGGUAAAACAAAAAUGGUAAUCGUUUUGCUAAUCACGGUAGCCAAUCCGGAAGCCCAGAGCUUUACUGUCUGUCAUUAUUCUUCACGGUUGUCUUUUUAGGUUUGUGUUCACAAUCAUCGCAGUUUCCAGGAUAUCGCGAGUAUUGUUGCUCUGUCAGAUACUUACGCCACGACGGAGCCCUUCAUUCCUGGCAAAUGUGAUGUAAGGAUUCAAAAGAUUGGCACUCAUUAUAGGGCCUUCAAGUAAGUUCUUGAUCGGUUAGAGUAGGAUGUGGUGUUGCUUGGUAAGGGUCUGGGCACGGGCUAGGGACCACAUGUGAUGUCAACCAAACACUAAAAUGAGGCUUUCCCUUCCCCAUCCCCUGUACGCAAUAUUGUGCUACUCACUAUUCGACUGAGUUACCUGUGGGAAACAACAAACACCCCAAAUUUGAAUUGAGGGGUGGGGAGGGGUGUAGAUUGUUUUGUUCUUCGAAGUUACUCCAUUUGAUGACAGUGUCUCAACAAUUUUGUCGCCGAUUCGUGAACGAUUCUUAGUAAUCACCCAAUGGUUUUUCAAACCCUGUGGCGAUACAUUUUUUGUAAAAAAAAAAAAACUUUCACCUCUGUUUUAAGUUGGUUUUAUCGACUACACUGAGCUUACCUUGCCAAUCAAAAUUGUAAAAUGCACGUAUGAUACAUUUACUAAUCAAUGUGUAUAUUUUCUAUUGUAUGCGUAGGAGAACUUCAAUUUCCGACAACUGGAAAACAAAUACUGGGUCAGCGGUAUUGGAGGAAAUUGAAAUUACAGAUAGGUAGCGAUAAAAUCCAUUUUUUAAGCUGUUUCUUACUCCUUUUUUUUAUCUUAAUGUUUACUCAUUUAAAGAAGCCUUCCGUUAUUCUCACGUUUUCUUUACCCCUGUUAUGCUUCACUUAUACCCAAGUGUUUUAUUUCCAAUGCGACGUCAACUUAUUUUCCCGCGCUUUUGGCACCGGCCACGUUUUGCAAGUUUUUCUCCGUCUGCAACAUUCUUUCCAUGCAAACUGUACAUUCAAGUCACCAGUUUCUCCAAGCACGCCGCCAUCAACAACAUUGCUUUCCCGAACCUGGAAACUCGUAGAUGUCAGUGGACAAGAGAGAAUAAAUUAGAAUAGAUUGUCUUCUCUUCAGCAAAGUAGUGAUGCUGACUGCAGCUAGAAUUGCUUGAUAUUUCAUUGCAGUUUGGUCACUUUUAUAACCGCUGCUUUUUAAUAUAUUUUUUUUUUACCAAAUUCCCUUGCAGGUAUAAAAUGUGGGUUGAUGAAUGCAGUCAGUUAUUUGGAGGUGGUCUUGAUAUUAUGUGUGUAGAGGCCAUCGUAGGAAAAGACAACAAAGAAUACAUCAUCGAGGUAAAAUGUUCAUAACAUUCCGUUGGUUUUACCAGAAUCCGUAAAAAAAACGUCACAGGAAACGAAAAAUGCUUGACAAAGGAACUGCUUUUUUCGAUUUCGUACCUAUACUUAAGCGCGGAUAAUGAAUUUAGAUUUCAAUGUAUGACAUGAAGAAUUCAUUUGGGGUGUCAAAAAUCUGGGACAGCAGAAUGGAAAUUAUUCUAUUUUCUUGGGCCCAUGCGCCUUUACGAUUGCGUCUUUGUGUCGUAGGUGUAAAACGUGGAUAACGCAAACGCAGACACAGCUGCUUGACAUAAGCUUGUUGGCUCUGGUCAGGAAACCCCUCUUUUCCCGUUUUCUUGGUUUCAUGUUUGACUCCUUGAAAUAAUCACGAAAUCACGCCAAAUUUUAUACUUUUGCGCCUGCGUACCUUAUGCUUAUCACACGUGUAAUCAUGGUUGCUCUUUUUUUAUUUUGCGUCAUGCAUGUAAAGCUGUAACCUUCACGCCCUCACCUGGGUGGAUGAACGACAUGACCUUAUCUAAAAAUGAUCGAGGCUUAUUAACGUUCUUCCUUAUUUUGCAUCUAGGUGAACGACACUGCCAUGCGUCUUUUCAGUGACACACAGGAUGAAGAUCAGAGGAGAAUUGCUGACCUGAUAGUGGAAAAAAUGGAAAAGCAGUAUCCCCCAAAACUUGAGCCUAGCACUGCCACAGGAGCUGCACUCACGGGUAACUGUUAUAAAUCACUCCAGAGUUUUCAUUGUCGAUGUCCAGAACAAAAAAUAAUCUCUGAAAUCAGCAAGCCUAAAAAAGAAAACCCUUCUGAAAACACUACAUAUAAAUAGUUGGGAAUUUAAGGUUUCGGGACAGAUGAACCUGUCUGGAACAUGGAAAAGCUAACCGUGAAGAGAGGGUUUCAGAGUGUGGCCAGAGGUAUACCACCGAUUUUUCCCUGGCAGAGGGUUGAAUUAUCUUUAUCAAACUGUUUUUUACUAAGUCAGUAAGAGACGUGAGAUUUAAACUUCAUCUUCGUUAGAAACCUUCUUCAACCUUUCCUACGUAUCGUGCUCUUAGCCGCUGUAGCUUUACUCGACUGAAUGAAGCUUUGUGGUUCCUUGAUUUCAAGUUUUAUAAAGUAGGCGUUUAUUUUGAUUUCUUUCCACACUAGCAGUCUUUUUAUGCGAAGAGAUAAAAAAAACCUCCGAGUAAGGAUUAUGGCUUCCUCGUUCCGAGUUUCUUUAUCACGCGGAAAACAGAGAACGCAGGGUGAUAUGGGAAGGAUAACGACGUGAAUUGUUGCUAUGCAUCGUUCCCGCGAUAAAACGCUCGAUGCGUAAGUAGGGGAAAUCUUGGAAUGAGGUAGUUUCGCAGUAAUCUCCUAAUCUCCUCAGUUUAUUAAAAUUAAAACUCCUCCUGUGUUUUCUUAAAAGCUUGUUAAAUUAAUCUUAUCUGUCUGACUAUUAAAAUGUCUCUUUCUUCCUUUUUCUGGUGUUUCUUCCACUGUACUGUUCUGUGCGGCAGAUAAUCAGUCCAGUGAGGGUAGCGGUAAGUGUUGUGAACUUUGUCUUCUUCUUUCAACUCACGCACUUACGCAGAGCUGGCACAUCAUGGGUGCCCUUUAUAUUAAUGUCGGCGAGAUAGCUACAUACUGUUGUGUUUUGUCUGGGUUGAUUUCAAAGGGGAUGAAUGGUCAUGUAUCCGGAAAGGACAUAUUGAUCUGGUUUAUCCUCAUUCCAUAUUAUAUGAGUUACUCCGUAUACUCAAAGUCUUUUCAUCUCCAAGAAACUCAGAAACUCAUAUUUCGAACUCUCAAUCAAGGUUCAUUCCAUUGGGCUUCAUUAGCUCAACUGGGGCCGUAGUGCUUUGAAACGGGUCGUUCCAAAGGGCUGGCAUCGGGAAGGUUCGAAUUAAAGUAACUUAGACUGAAUUCUUUGUCACUGAUCGCGUUAGGUUGGUCAUACAACUGCGAGGAUCGUUUCCCGGCCACCUUUCAUCUGUUGUUCUUUAUCUGUUUCACCUGUAGUGCACAUUAUAUACAUUCUGUAUCCAGAUUUACCUUAGGGAUAAUGUUUACUAAGGAACGUAAACGAAAUAUGUGAUGUUGCGUCAGUGUUAGUAUACGAUGCGAUCCUUUUGUAAGGGUAUUGUAAUUUCAUUCAGUAAAAAGAUGGACAUUUAGCCAAAUGGAUCGACAAAUUUUCUUUGAGCAGUUAAAGACAUAAGAAUAAACGAUAUAUAUGUGUCAAACGACACCAGCGUCAGAGUAGCCUAUUACACAAAGACUGACAAGAUUUCAAAUUUGGGAAGGUGGAGGACUUAUGUAAGUCCCUGAAGAAAAGGUCGUUUGCAGUUUGUUUGCUGAAAUUCGGUGUGCAAACACUUUUGUUUGGCUUUUGUAAUAGUUUUCCAAUACUAACAGGCGCUUUACUUUAAAAAGUAUGGUCACUAACUUUGGAUAUUUCCAUCAAUUUGCAGGUGCUUUCAAAGUCCUUGGCGGAUCCAGCACACCAUCUGCAUCAGAGGGAGCCACGAAGACAGAAAAGAAGAAAAAUGGCGGACUAUUCAGUGGACUUAUUGAAUAA